UUGUGCACGCCGUGUGGCAUGAUAGAAUAAUCUUGAACAAUAAAACGGCGUUAAUUGCGUCGUGUUCAAGAUAACAAUUAAAUAAUUACUUACGACAGUUCAAAAAAACAACAGACGGGGCACUACACAAAAUACAACAUACAGAUGUUGCAGGUAAAACCCAGCGGUAAAAAAUAUGACUGAAAAGUUUGUAAAUAUUAUUUUGUUAAAUAAAGUGUCUUUUUAUGUUUUUAAUUUUUAACUAUUCGAUUCAUUUAAUUGGAAUAUCCCGACCACAUCGUAUUUGUCAUCAAAUUUGAAGCCUUAUGUCUCAGAAUUUAGACUGAUGUAUAGACUCCUGUUAAUGUUACCGAACACUUCAAUUUGCGUUGAUUCAAGGCCACAACGGUGAGGGGGGGGGCACCUCAUUUUGGACGCAUCAAACUUUAAUUUUUUUAAUAAAGCAUGCAUUUUGGAUUGGUUACAUGUGUGGUCGAUUUACGUGUGAUCUGUUAUCCUUUUAUGAAAUUCAGUUUGACUGAGCAGAGUGUAAAUGUGUAAAUUUUCAAUUUGAUGUCACCCCUAAGAUGGUGUCACCCGGAGCGGUCCGCACCCCUGCACACCAUGGCAUCUGACUGCAGGGGUGACGUGUAGUUAUUUUGGAAAUGUUAAAUACUCAAACAAACGCUAGAUGAUUUGAUUGCGUCAUUCAGCCGCUGUACUUUUGGGUUUAAGCUACUAUAGAAUUACAUUUGACAUUUAAGUUCAUCAAAAUUACCUUGUCAUUUCAUUUCAAAGCAAAUACAAAAAAAACAAAAAAAACAUCAAAAAAAGUAUAAGGUCUGUGAAGGACAUGCAGUUAUUCUGGGGCUUAUAUCGGGUACAGAAAAUGGCUCAUGGGUGACAUAUAGCUUCUCUUGAGAUAUAGAUAAGUACUCAAGAUUUGUUUGAUGAUUUGAUUGCACAACUCAUCAGUGGUACUUACUGGCACUUUUGGGCACUAACGGGUUUUAAGACACAUUAGAAUUACACGUGACAUUUAAUUUCAUCAAAAUGUACGCUUUAUUUCGUUUACAAUACAAUUAUCGUAGAUAUACUUACAACAACGCCAACACCAACACAACAACAACAAAUCCAACAAGCAAACAAACACGACGAUAAUCUGAGGUCCUUGCUGAAGGCAGAGCCGGGCCGUAGGGUUGCCAGAAAUUUGGCGGCUAUACAUUUUUAAUAAUUGAUUGAAAAGUCCCGUUAAGAAGGCGAACAAAAAUAUCACUAAUGAAUACUCAAGCGGCACGGGCAACUCUUGCUGUAAUAUAAAUAACAUUUUGGGCACUGUUUGCUGAAAUACAAAGAACAUAUUGGGCACCACUUGCUGUAAUAUAAAGCAUAUUUUGAAUAAUCUUUUAUAAAGUCUGCACAUUGAGUGAUUGUUGAAAUAACGGAUACAUUUAAAUUUUUUUUUUCAUUUGAGUGGUGUACCGAUCGUUUACCCGUACCUUGUGUUCAUUUGAGUGGUGUACCGAUCGUUUACCCGUACCUUGUGUUCAUUUGAGUGGUGUACCGAUCGUUUACCCGUACCUUGUGUUCAUUUGAGUGGUGUACCGAUCGUUUACCCGUACCUUGUGUUCAUUUGAGUGGUGUACCGAUCGUUUACCCGUACCUUGUGUUCAUUUGAGUGGUGUACCGAUCGUUUACCCGUACCUUGUGUUCAUUUGAGUGGUGUACCGAUCGUUUACCCGUACCUUGUGUUCAUUUGAGUGGUGUACCGAUCGUUUACCCGUACCUUGUGUUCAUUUGAGUGGUGUACCGAUCGUUUACCCGUACCUUGUGUUACUUUACUUCAUGUUUAGAAGUACAGAUGCAUAUAUACGUUGUAUUUACUCAUAUAUUUCUGUUUUAAAUUUCAACAAUAGCUUUAAAAUAUUUAUAUAUUUAUAAAUAGAUAUAUUUCUAAGUAAUUUAAUGGUAUAAUCUUUACGUCUAAUACAUAGGUGUUAUAUUAUAAACUUUGAUACCUUAGGAAAUAUUCGUUAUGGUUAAUUUCAAGACUUUGUUUUGUCUGACAGAUUAAAGACUAAGACAAAGAACUUUCGUGUCCGAUGAUGGUCACUAUGGGGGUUAAAAUGUUUUGGACACUGGCUCUUUUAGUGUUUAGCUGCAUAUCACAAUCUCAAGGUAUCACGUGAUCGAGUUAUUAGUUAUUUACAAAACAGCAUGUUGUCAUUAAAUGAGGAAGUCAGACUUUUUUAUUAUUUAAGACAUGAUGUCAUCAAAUAAGGUGUUCAUAAUAUUUAAUUUAAGAAGUGGCGUGCCUUCAAAAACCAACUCAUCGUUUUAGCAUCAAGAAAUUUUACGACAAUAUCACUCAAUGGAUAUCACACCAAUAAAAAAAAUAAAAUAAUUUUGAUUGAAUAUUUGAGUGUUUCCUUUCUAAUUAGCUUUAAUUAUGUUACUUUGAAAUAUAUUUUAAAGGCAAACAACGUAACAUUACUGUAUUGAAUGUUAAUGAGGUAAAACUGUAUGGGGAAACACAAAGGACGCAAUAAAUAAACGAACGUGUCGGCAAGAAGCCUUCAUGUGAGAAAAAACAAUCAUGCAAACAUAAAUUUAAAAAAAACUAAAAUUUAAUGUAGUAUCCGAGAGGACAACAAGAGACGGAAAGAAGAUAGUUGGUGAGAGAUUAAAUGCAUGCAACAAGGGAAAAAAGAGAGGAAAAUAAGUCCCCUUGGGAUUGGUCGUAUCAAGGAGGGGCGGAGAAAAGGUUUUACAUGUGAAUGAGAACAUGACAUUCAAGCCAUGUGAUGUGAACGGCCUGUACGUCUGAUUGAGUUUGGUCUCCAAGUUCUCUCGGUGUGGCGUGUUGGUACAAGACACAAUCGCGGUGACAGCAACAUCCCGUAAGCUAUUGUUGUCGCUUAUGUUGAAGUGUUAAAAAUGGGAAACUGCUUUUCUUGCGCAAUAUUUUUUAGGUGUUCAGUACAUCUGCCCGAGAGGCACCGUCCAGUGUCACUUAAAUACACAACCCAGAAGUGACUAAAAAAAUGUCGCUGACAACAUUGCAGUUAGUACAAAGGAAACUGCCCUUAGGGAAGUGAAUGUGUUGAUUCUGGAAGACAAAAGUGCAAGUGUUGCAAUUGCUGAGUCCACGUGACUUCCUUCCAAAGUGGGAGGGGCCAGCCCCUAGUUCUUGCAAAUUAUUAUCCCUUCUGAAAACAAGGAGAGGUAGUGAAGAGAAAAGGUUGUGUGUGUACCGUUUCAUUUACAUUGGGCAUUAGGAGCAUUUUUGUUGUUGUAUUUUUAUUUCAUUAAAAAUAAUUAUGAUAAAAAAAUAACAGGUGAAUUCGCCAAAGAAAAGAUAACAUACCUUAGCCUCAGAGGUGGACAGCGAUCCGGGUCAACAUACUCAGGUCGUGUUGUCAUUCAGAUCAACAACGAGGGCGUUGACGGUGCCAUCUGUGGGACAUGGACCAGAGAAGAUGCCAUUGUAGCAUGCAGGAUGUUGGGCUACAAGUCAGUAGACAUAUUAUUAUACUUUUUAGUUGUUUUUUAAAUAGUUAAGUAUGAGACAAUGAUUGUCAGUUCCAGCUGAAUGACUUCAGUAGACAUUUAUUUCAAUGAUUGUUACAUCAAAAUGGAUUGAACUGACUGAGCUGCAUUUCAUUCUUGUAUCGAAUUACAAUCAUGUCAAGAAAUAAAUAUUUUUAUCGAGCGUUUCUGAUGUGAUGUAACGAUGUCAAAUGUUCUUUAACCUAAGGUCUGCUUUUCAUAACUAGAUACAUAUUUACAGAAAUUUGAAGUGGUUCGUUGAAAGAUUAUGUAAUGUUACAUAAAAUCCAUAUCUCGCAUAUCUCCCAUCAUCAUUAGUUAAAACUAGCUCACGUUACACUUGAGUAAUUUGUUUAGUCAAUUCUAUAAAUGACUUUUACACUUUUCAUGAUAUGCUAUGUACUCUUAUAUGUACUUUACAUUCUAUGUUUUUAUACGCUAUGUACUUUUAUAUUCUUUGUUUUUAUAUGUCAUGUACUUUUAUACGCUCUUUACUUUUAUAUCUAUGAACUUUUGUUAGCUUUACAUGAGCCUGAGCCAUGUUCUCUCAUCGAAAACCAUUAAAAAAACUGUACCUUCAUUCAGUCAAUCAUUCAAUCAUUCAACAAUUCAACAAUAAUGUCUCAAGGAAAUAAAACUUUAUUAACAUUCGUGACUGAAAAAAAAUGUUAUGCCAUUGAAACAUUAAAACUUUUUAUUUCAACUAUUAAUGAAUACUCUACUAUUUUAAUUGCUACUCAAUUCCCGAAUACUUUAAUUAUAAUUUAACACCUGAAUGUUCUUAUUAUUACUACGUAAUACCCGAAUAUUCUAAUUAUUACUUAGUAUUCGAAUCUUCUAAUUAAUUCCUAUUUCAUUUAGUGAUGGCAACAACAUACCAUGGAACCCUCUGUUCAUGAAUGGCAAUCAUAAUUUUCUGAUCAGUAAUCUGAGAUGUUCUGGUCAGGAGACAUCGCUCUCAGAUUGUCUUAGGGAUCCCGUUGUUGACUGCACAUACAAUGUUAGUUUAUUUAUAGGAUUUCGAUGGAUUGUACUAGAAUAACUUUGUUACCAAACACAUCUGGUAAGAGGAAUCUCACUAGAUUAGCUUUGCUACUAAAAAAAACCUAUUUCGUGGGUUCUCACUAGAGUAGCUUUGGUACCAAAUCUUCCACAGAAAUUAAAUUUACAACGAGUAAUCAUUAUGUUUGUUGAAACUGAGGUUUUGGGUUAAAGAAUAUACGACUAUUGAUUUUUAAUUUACUUUGCAUUAUUGCACCCACAUCUUGUAGUAGUAAUGGUUUAUUUUGAAAUAAAUAUGAAAUAUCAUUUUUUUUAAACGGACGUUUCAUAGUUCAAGUAAUGCUUUACCGGCCCAGUAUCAGAUAACAGGCUUUGAGAGAGUAACACCUUUAAAGGGGAAUGUCAAAAAGCAUUUUAGUGACGCGACCUUACUUUAAAAACAAAAUUAAAGUAAAAGAUUGAUUUUUCUGUUUGAAGAAAACCCGAGAUAAGUUUUAUAAAAAUCUGAGUUUUUUUUUUUUAAAUCUCCAAACUUUCAGACUCACGACGUUAUUGCGUCCUGCACUAAUCCAUCAUCCAACCCGGUCGAAACAUACAUCAAUGGAUUUGCUGUCCAGGCUAACAGAGUGACUAUAGCUCCAGUGUCAUUGUCCAGUCGCACUGAUUAUGCUGAUUACACACAAUGCCAGCCACGUAUGUUUUUCUUCUUCACUUUUUACACUUCUAAAAGACACUUGACAAGGGGUGGGCCUAACCAAAAUUGACCAAAUAUCGGGGAGAGCCAGGUGAUUUUUUCCCCAUGCAUUUAGAUGGGUCAAUCUUAAACAAUGUUUGAACAUUUAAGUACAACGCUGUCAUUAAGUACAACGCUGUCAAGGAAAAAUCAACUGGGGCCCCCAGUCCGGGAAAAAUGGAUAUUAUGAGUUCAGUACUCUUCGGAAUUUGAAUAUGGACGAUCAUGUGUAUGUGUAAUACGUUUGGUCAAGAUAUAUCCAUUUAUGGAGAAGUAUGAAGCCUAUUGAUAUUUUUAUCGCUUAAAUAAGGAAAAAUGAAAUGGGGCCCCCGGCCCCAGAAGAAUGGAUAUUAUGAAUUAAGUACCCUUCGGUAUUUGGAUAUGGAUAAUAAAGUAUAUGUUUACUAACUAUGGUCAAGAUCAAUCUACUCAUACAGGAGUAUUUGUUUCUAAUUAUUUUCAUAUAGCUCAUAUAAGGAAAAAAACUAAUUUGGGGCCACCGGCCCCAAACGGAAUGUUAUAAAAAAUUCAUAACCCUUCAAGAGUUCCUUCAGGAUCAUGAUGGAUAUAUGUGCCAAGUUUGGUCAAGAUCCAUCAAUCCAUGUAAAAACGUAUGUGGAACAAAUCCAGCCAGCCAGCCACAAACAAACUUUUAUCUGUCUAUCUAUCUACCUAUCUAUGAGUUGAUUAACUGACCAUAAUUGUGGUAUGUCUAGUCUUACGUUUUAGAGUACUGUUAGGUUUCUUAAACAUGAAUGUAGGCUUUAUUUAAACCAAGAGAGAGACUCGAUAUAGUUAUAGUUGGGAGUUUCUAUCUAGCUUAAAAAAAGUAUGCGUGAUUCAUUAGCUUAAAGCCUGAUUGGGGUAAACAUGUUUUAGAUCUACAGCUUUUAGACAUUCUAGAGGUAAAAUUCUAUAAAUAGCUUACAAUAUAAAGAUAUGUUAUUUCUCUCUUUUAUUUUUAAAAAUAGCAAAUCCAAACAUAAGACUCCACGGUAUUAGAGACAGACCAGGUAUGGGCUAUGUCCAGGUACAUGUCAAUGGUGUCUGGCAGUACAUUUGUGAUGACAAGUGGAGCGAGAACGAUGCUAAAGUAGUCUGCAGGGAGCUUUGCUACAAGUAAUUAGAGCAUAAUUUUAUUAUUUGUAAGAUACAAGAUACAUAUCCUAUUAAUAAUUCUAUUUAAAAGCUAAUACCAAAAGUGGGCUUAAUGUAACAUAGCAAGUUAGGAGACUCGUUUUAGUAUUUCUAAAAGUUAUAAUUGGGUUGAGAAAGCUAUGCAUAUCUAAUUUAAAAUGACUGAAUAUUGGGAUAUUAUUAUUCUUAUUUAAGUAAGAUUAGCUAUCAGAGGCGCCGUCUUCGGCAAUUAUAAUAAUAUAAUCAAACAGCUUAUUUCUUCAUUUAGCAUAAUUUAAUAGUAAUGUUUUAUGAUUUGUAUACAGUUUGGCAAAUUUACUUUUCAUUCGCCACAACUUUGGCUGUUUUUGUAAAACGUUGCACCUCUUAAUAUAGGAAUGAUUGUGUUACGCACUUCCUUCUGUUUUGAGAAACAAAUAUCUAAUUUUAAUUGGCUUGUUCAAAACAGUGCCUAACAAAGGACGAUACCACAGAGAAAUACAAUAGCAAAACACGACACUCAAAACGGUACCAAUCACAAUUAAUAAGAUUUACGUAUUGAUAUAAUUACAAAACAAAAGAAAUAUAAUUACAAUCAUCAACUUACAGAGUAGGGUAGAUCUUGUACCGGUACACACUUAGUACAAUGUGCCAAUUAAUAAUGUAUAAUGAUGAAUGCGAAUAAACACAUAUGAGUACACACAGAUAAUACACUUGUCUCGUAAAGUUAAAAAUAUCUCUUUAUCAAUCUCCGAAUCUCCUUUUAUAUCUAUGCGCCGGUAGAACCAACGCGUCUAGAAAUAUCUUCUCCAUUGUUUAUCUUUCUAGUCAAUUAUCGAAAUUUACCCAAAAUUAUAUUAGAAUAUAUUAGUUAUUUUUAGUGGUGUCGGCAGUAAACAAGCUAAGAUGAAAGAAAAUAGGCCACGCCCAAUAUGAACGCAGUGUCUGCUAUUUACAGUCAUUUUUUUUUUGGCCCGAGCUAUUCCUCUUUAACGACCAGACAAGUAUGUACAUGCCUGCCUCAUCUGCUAGGCUGUCUCGUAAAUCAGUCUCUCAGCAGGGUUGGCUGGGAGCACCCCGGCCACACCAGUCGUUAACGCUGAGCACUCGGCUAGUAUGGGGUCCCGCAGUGUGUGCAAACUGAUUAGGUAGCUAUGGGUAGGGCAGUGCUCUGUCCUCAUCUGCGUGAUGAGGCUCUGCUGGUGGCGUUUAAGACACCACCACUGAUCACACUUGAGGUUAGUAUUGGGUAUGUUCCGGUAAAGAAUUCGGGCUGUAGAUCCCUUUUCCCAUCUUUAGUCCAUUCCUCAUGGAAGAGGUCCUUAAACCAGGAAUUGUCCUGGGAUCCAAUGAAGGGUCACUUUGCCUCCAUGAGACUGUUUUAGAAUUAUAAUGCAUGCCCAGAUGAACGCAAUAUAAUUGUUGGCAUUUUGUAACACUUUCCAUAUUUAUCUAUCAUUAAAAAUUUAACCAAACUUUUUACUCGCUUCUCUACUAUGUCAUUGGAAAAUAGCAAAACAGAGUAUUCUAUUAAAUAAAGAAGAAUCUUUUAACCCAUUUUCCCUUCUGUAAAGGCCUUGGGUGUUUUUCAUAUUUGUUAAAGACAAUCUCAACCAAUCUUUGUUCACGGCCAUCAACCGCGGAUUGAAAAGAUAUGGCUCUAUUUUUAAGAUUAACUUUUCACGAGUGUCAUAAAAAUCUAAAAAUUGUUGUGGUGUAUUUACAAUUUAAAGAGCAAUCAGUAUAACUAUUAAAUUUAUUUUUAAAAAGAGAAAAAAAAUUAUUAUCAGAUUUGUCACACGCAGUUUUUUAACUCAAAGAACUUAAUAGCUUGUAAUUUGCGUGUUUACUAAGUUUUCUUUCUUUGAGUUUAAUCAAACAUUUUAAUAUGAUAUGGUUUGAAGAAAUUUGGAUAACAUAAAUUCAAAUUUAUUUUGGCAAUAUUAACUACGCACUAAAAAAAAGUACCAGAUCUUUAGGUUUUCCCCGAUAAAUGUAGUUUUGAAAGAAUAAUAUUAAUACGUGGACGAUAAGCUAUUGAAUAUCUUAAAACGUUCAAUUUAAGAUAAAAUACUUAAAAGAGUUCUCGAAUUGUCUUAUCACAAUUAUAAAUAAGUCAUUUACCGGAAGGUCGACCCUACUUAAGCAACCACACAUUUUUGCAGGUCCCUAAACAUAAUUAAAAUUCUAAAGUCCCAGAUCUCUUUUACCAUAGGCCUACAUUGGAUCCCUGGACAAGUCCUGGAUUAAGGCAUCUUUCCGUCUGCGGGAGACGAUAGAUUAUCUUUUUCUGCUUGCAGCUCUUGGUGUGGCUGGUGAGACCAAUCCUCGAAUGGCGGUCUCUGUUACAUUGCCCACACACGAAUGUGGUGGAACAGUAUUUAACGGCCUUCCUCCUCACUGUUUUUGCAGCUGUUUCCGCCCUGUUUUGAUCCUCGGCAUGUAGUGAUCCUGCCUUCACGAUGCCCCGCCAUGAGGAUCGAUCCUCUGCCAGCUCCUCCCAGUUUGAGAUGUCGAUGUUGGCCGACUUCAUGUCUCUUUUGCAUAUGUCUAAGUAUCUCAGACGAGGCCGUCCAACUGACCUUUUCCCUGUCGCCAGCUUGCUUUAUAGCACGUCCUUUGGUAUGCAACCAGGUUGCAUUCGCUUCACGUGUCCAAGCCAGUGGAGGCGUCUUUAGAUUAACAUGGCUGGGUAGCUACACAUGUUUGUUUGGGACAGGACAUCCGUGUUGGGGACUUUGUCUUGCCAUUUAAUUCAAGGAUGUGGUGCAGGCAUCUCAGGUGGAAGCCAUUGAGCCUUCUUUCGUGGUUAGAGUAUGUGGUCCACGACUCGCAUCCAUACAGGAGUGUGCUCAGUACGCAGGCCUGGUACACCUGCAGCUUAGUUCUUGUUGUGAAACAUAGUAGCCAGAAUGAUCAAUUCAUUGAUCGUGGGCCCUUAAAAUAAAGAAGAAAGAAGAAGAAGAAGUGAGUUUGGCGUUUGACCAGACUCUUUUCUUCAGUCUGGCCAUAACAGUUGCGGCCUUCCCUAUCCUUCCACUUAUCUCAUCCUCCAUUGAGAGGGUGCUCGAUAUGUUGGAUCCCAGAUAUGUGAAUCUGUCAACAGUACCCACGUCGUAGUCGUCGAUGGCAAUAGCGGGGAGGGAGUCAGCGCCCUGUGCCAUAACGUUAGCUUUCUUUAGGCUAAUUGCCAGGCCAAACUCUUUGCAGGCAGCGGAUAGGCUGGAUACGAGGCUCUGUAGGCCGUCAGCUGUGUGAGACACCAAAGCGACAUUGUCCGCAAACAAGAACUCUCGCAGCAAGACCUUUCUUGUUUUAGUCUUAGCUCUAAGGCAGGCAAUGUUGAAUACUUUGCCGUCAGCUCUAGUGCGGAUGUAUAUCUCCUCGCUGUUGUUCUGAAAGGUAUACUGGAGUAGGAUGUAGAAAAAGAUUGAAAAUAAAGUAGGAGCCAGCACGAAAUCUUGCUUUACUCCACUACCCACUGGAAAAGCUUCUGAGGCGGCACUGUUAUAGCACACUGUGCCCUGCAUGUUUUCGUGGAACUGAUUGAUGAUGUUAAGCAGUCUUGUAGGACAGCCUAUCUUUUUGAGGAUCUGAAACAGGCCGCUUCUGCUGACAAGAUCAAAAGCCUUAGUGAGGUCGACAAACGCAGUGUAUAAAGGCAUAUGUUGCUCCCUGCCCUUCUCGUGCAGCUGGCGCAGAGAGAAGAUCAUGUCUAUGUUUGUUCUACCGGCGCGAAAACCACAUUGCGAUUCUGGGAGUACACGCAAUGCUAGGGUCUGUAGGCGGGUUAAUGCAACUCGGGCGAGAGCCUUUCCAACUAUGCUGAGGAGGGAGAUUCCAAGAUAGUUGCCUUGGACGAUAUCACAGACUUACCAGUCAUGGAGGAGCUUGAUACCCUACCCAUGAUAGAAAAAGCUAUGUGCCGCCUCAGAAGCUAUCUUACACAUAACACUCAAAACAAUGGUCCCAUGUAAUGACCAAAGCUAUCUUACACAUAACACUCAACACAAUGGUCCCAUGUAAUGACCAAAGCUAUCUUACACAUAACACCUAACACAAUGGUCUCAUGUAAUUACCAAAGCUAUCUUACACAUAACACUCAACACAAAGGUCCCAUGUAAUGACCAAAGCUAUCUUACGCACAGGCAAGACGUUCAUUUAUGUGCACGAAUAAAAACUUACAUUAAACUUUCAUGAACCAUUUAGCCGCAGCACAAAAUGAUUUUUAAAGCUGAAAUGUAAAACUCAUGUAAGGAGCUACAAAUACAAACAUUGAUCUCUGGGUUCAGUCAUUUCCCAUGGCCCGAAAUGCGUUUCUCUCUCCCUUCACAAUCUCACAAACACGUCUUUUAAGAAACAUUUCAUUUUCAAAGCUUUCAUAAUUAUCAAAAUCUUACCACUUACAAACACAAAUCCAUUUACUAUACUAAGGAUUAUAUUUUGUUGCAAAUAAUUGUAUAAAUGGCUUGGGUAAAUAAUUAAAAUUGGACCUUAAAUAGUUGGUUUGUAAUACUUCAAUUAAUCUAUACAAGCAACAUUUUUUUAAUUCCAUAGUGAACCAAACGGUGCUCGUCCUGGAAUAGAAAAUGAGUACAGUCCCAUGCUUGUUGAAACGCCCACAUUUGCAUGGAACAGGGUCCAGUGCGCAGGAGAUGAGAACACCUUAAAUAAUUGCCCACGGAACAACACCACACCACAAGGACAAUGUGGUCGACAUGAGCUGGCUGGGGUACAAUGUGUUGUGCCACCUGAGACUUCUACUGGUAACUUAAGACCUAAUUUUUAUUACAGCUUUUAGUGAGUGUCUGUGUAGUGGCGUAAGACAGAGGUGGUGGUCCGUAAGACAGGGGCUGUGGUCCGUAAGACAGGGGCUGUGGUCCGUAAGACAGGGGCUGUGGUCCGUAAGACAGGGGCUGUGGUCUGUAAGACAGGGGCUGUGGUCUGUAAGACAGGGGAUGUGGUCCGUAAGACAGGGGCUGUGGUCCGUAAGACAGGGGCUGUGGUCCGUAAGACAGGGGAGGUGGUCCACCCCAGGUGGAAUUUUUUUUAAGAAUGCUAAGUGGAAAAAAACAACAUUUCCUUAAAUUUGUUGAACUUGAAAACGGCUUAGCCAGGCAAUAGUGACAUGGACGUCUCAAAUAAAAUAGGUGGUUUUGUUAUCCGAUUCUGACCUCACCGCACUUUAACGCGAUACAGCUAAACUCAGUUUGUGUGUUGCUUUUUAUUGACACAGCUAUGGAAGCUCAGAUAGAAUGUUCUAGCUUAAACGGAGACAUCGUCCUCCACUUCACUCACGAUAACUUCCCUAACCUAAACGACAACAGUAUCAGCGUCGCCAACACCCCCGCAGGCUGCACCACACGAGCUCAGAGAGUGCAGUCCACUGGGCCGGACAAUGGGAAUUACAACCUGAGAAUCCCUGCACAAGGUUGUGGUACAGCCAAGACUGUGAGUGUUUGGUUUUACUUGGUGAUCUUUCGUUUAGGCAUUUCUUACACUGAAAGAAUGAACAACAAGAACAAAGGCAAAACCGUUUGAGCUGACUGUGUUAUUAAAUUGUAUAGCUCACUUUGUGGUAAAACUUAUGCUCAUUUCACACGAUUAUAUUUUCAUCAAAUUUGUUUCAAAUUUCUGUUAGAACGCACUCUUUUGUGUUACAACAUAGAGCGUUCAAAAAGAAAUUUGAGGCAAAUUUGACGAUAAUGUAUCGACAAUUUGAUCGUGUGAACUUGGCAGUAUGAUCGAUUCACAUAUUUUAUUAUUAAAUGAUAUCAUUUUACAAUGCUGUACACUCUAAACUGCUUUGACAAAUGGGCGCUUAAUAUGUUUGAUUAAAAAGAAACUUGAAAAAUAAAGGAAUCUAAUUUGAAUGUUAACCAAUGUGCUAUCUACAGGACAAUGGUACACACAUCUGCUACAGUAACACAGUGGAGUAUGACAAUGAAGUUUAUACAGGCAACGUUCUGAUAGACUACCAGAAGAAAACGUAAGUCUUGUAUUGGCUUACAUAGGCCUUUAAUGAAACAUCUUUUACUUAUGAUCUAACACUGAACUUUGCAUUAAAUAUUUUUGUAUAUCUGGUGUGGGCAGCCUAGAAAGGUAACCGCUAAUGGGGGAAAAGGUGAGGGGGGGGGAGGGUUGGGUUUAAAAGGUUUAAAAAAUAAUAUUAAAAAAAAAAGAAACACAGUUCUAUUUUCCAAAACACGGCACUUUGCAGUAGCCAGGUAACUAACCAGAUAGGUAACCAGCUAAGUAACCAGCUAAGUAACCAGCUCAGUAUCCAGAUAAGUAACAGGCUUAGUAACCAGCUUUGGAACCAGUUAAGUAAAAAGCCAAGUAACUAGCUAAGUAACCAGGUAGAUAACCAGGUAGGUAACUAGCUAAGUAAUUAGCUAAGUAACUAGCUAAGUAACCAGCUUAGUAAUCAGCUAAGUUACAAGCUAGGUAACUAGCCAGUUAAACAGCUAAGUAACCAGCUAAGAAACCAGCUAAGCAACCACCUAAGUAACCAGCUAGAUAACCUGCUAGGUAAACAGCUAAGUAACCAUUUGGUUAACCAGCUAAAUAACCAGGUAAUUAAACAGCAAAGUAAGCAGCAAAUUAAUCAGCUAAGUAAACAGCUAAAUAACCAGCUAAAUAACCAGCUAAGUAACAAGCUAAGGAACCAGCUAAGUAACUAGCUAAUUAACCAGCUAAAUAACCAGCUAAGUAACUAGCUAAUUAACCAGCUAAAUAACCAGCUAAGUAACAAGCUAAGGAACCAGCUAAGUAACUAGCUAAUUAACCAGCUAAAUAAUCAGCUAAGUAACUAGCUAAUUAACCAGCUAAAUAACCAGCUAAGUAACUAGCUAAUUAACCAGCUAAAUAACCAGCUAAGUAACAAGCUAAGGAACCAGCUAAGUAACUAGCUAAUUAACCAGCUAAAUAACCAGCUAAGUAACUAGCUAAUUAACCAGCUAAAUAACCAGCUAAGUAACAAGCUAAGGAACCAGCUAAGUAACCAGCUAAGUAAAAGCCGUUGUACUAAAUAAGAAACGAAACAAUAAAAGUAACCAGAAAAAUAUUUAAAAAAUUUAAUUCAAAUAUCAGUUACACCAAAACUCUAAAGAAUAAUAGACAAUUAUUGCAAUCAAGUAUUAUUAUAAUCUACUUUUUUGUAAUCGAAUAUUAUAUUGAUUUUUUGCAGUGGAACUAAAGGAACUUCUUUUACAAUGACAUUUUUAUUAUCCUGGGUCUCCAUUAAUGAGGUUGUCUUCAUGAUUUUUGUUCUUUUUUUCCCCGAUACAACAUAUAACAAUAACAAUAAAAGAAUUACAAUUUUUUUUUCACUGCAAAAAAUCCAUAAGAUCAAUAUGGGUGUUUUCAACAUUUUCAUUUAUACACAAAUGCCACGUCACUACCUUAAGUCCUGUUAAUGACAGUUUCAUACAUUAUUCUGUGUGCAAAAUUCAUAACGACCGAAUUGUCAAACUAUAAAAUAACCAAACUUUUAUUCUUCCCAUCUAAGCUUCUCAGUAAGCUGCUGUAUGGCAACUGACAAGGACGUCAGCAUUCAUUUCAUCCCCCGGUCCCAGGAGAACGCCCGAAAUAUCGGUCAAAACUUUGACUACACGGUAAACUUUCAAAAGACGUCUUCAUUAAAACAAGUUUGAAUUUCCUAAAAGAUUGUUCAAUUAGAUAACUAUAUGUUGUAAUGUGUUUAUUCGAUUAAAUUUUAAAAAUUACUUAUUUCUUUGGUUAACAUUCAUACAUCUUAUAAGUUGAUUCUUUACGACAGACUUCUUGAAAGUAAACGAUGUAAGCUGUACAUUCAUUAAUAUUAAUUUAACACUUAAGAUUUAAAAUAUGUCUGUAAUGGUAGCUAAUUUCUAUAAUAGAUAAGUCAUACUGUUAGAUUUGGUGUCUCCUUAAUUGUUUUGUCCAAGAUAGAGGGCCGGCCUCAAUAUUUUGUGACAGACAUCUUAAGGUAGUACUACAACUUUGCAGACAUCCUAACGUAAGAUAAGAUAAGAUGCUUUUAUUGAUCCAAACAAAAAGAAAUGUUUUAUGAUUGCAUUAUAGAUUUUAAGGACAUUAAUAAAACAAUUUGAACACAAGAAAUUUAUAAUAAAUAAUUUCACAGCCAUUCUGUGAGUUAUUAUUUUUCAUUAAGAUGUGUGACUUCAGGAGGAGCACGCCGGAAAUUCGUAUAGAUUGGGGAACAAAAUAAUUUUUAUAUCUAUCAGUCCUAGCCCUGAUGGAAAGAAUUCGUCCCGAACGGCCUGAUCCUAAGUAUUUGUGAUGAAGAGGGUGGGAUGUAUCAUCCAAAAUGUAUUUAGUUUUACAAUAAAAUCUUUCUUAUAAUAUUUCUUUAAGUGAAGGAUAUUUAGUUGUGUUAUGUUCCUAGCUUUCUUGAUUAGUCGGUUUAUUCAGUGUUUAAUAUCAGACGUUGAAUUCCCACACCAGCAGGUAAUACUGAAAUUAAGUAGGCUUCCAAUAGUUGCACUGUAGUAUAAGUUAAAGACUUGUUUGUACACGCCGAAAUUUUUUUCUGUUUUUUUUUAGGUACAGUCUUUCGCGGAAUUUCCUAGACAGCUUUUUGCCGUGCUCAUGCCAUGUUAGCUUAUUAUGAAUGGUGACACCUAAGUACUUAUAUGCCUCUUCUUUCUCUACACUUUGAUUUGUUAUGUUGAGAUCUGUAAUCUGGUGUGUCCCCCUCCUGAAAUAAAUUACCAUUUCCUUUGUUUUUUUUUGGAGAUAUUCAACUGGAGAAAACUUUCAUGGCACCAAUUGAUAAAGCUUGUAACUAAGUUGCGGUAUGGGCCUUCUCCUUAAGAUAUUAAGCCAACAAUGGUGGUAUCAUCAGCAAAUUUUAAGAUUGGAAUGGUGUCGCUUGGGCUUGGAAUAUCAUUGUUAUAUAUUUAUACAGUACAGGGGAGAGAACGCAUCCUUGUGGUGCCCGGUGCUUAUUUCUCUACUUAGAGAUACUUGGUUAUUUACUUUGACACAAUGUGGUCGAUUUGUUAAAAUGUUCAGUAUCCAAGCCUGAAUAUUUAAAUUGACACCUAACGAGGAAAGUUUCUUUAACAUAAGGUGUGGUUGGAUAGUGUUAAAUGCUGAUGAGAAGUCUAAGAAAAGAACUGUGGUAUAUGUUUUAGGACUGUCUUGGUGAUGGUAAAGUCUCUCCAACAAGAGUAAGAUUGCAUCCUUUGUACUUCUGGCAGGUUUGUAAGCAAAUAGUUGGGGGUCACGUUUUUGCUGUACUUCAUUCAAAAUUUAUCUCAGAAUAAUUUUCUCAAAACAUUUCAUUACAUCAGAGGUAAGUGUAACAGGCCGUAGGUCGUUGUUGCACGUUACCUUAUUUUUCUUUGCAGACAUCGUAAGGUAGUACCUAUGUCUUGGCAGACAUUUUAAGGUAGUACUUAUACCUACCGUUAUAAUGUGUAGAGAAUUAAUUUAAGCUCUUAUUUUACUCAUUGACUCGUGACAAACAGUACAUAGCAAAGUACGAUACCAUUAAUUAAAUCAAGUAAUAAAUUACGAUACCGAAACAAGGGCUAAUCACAAAUAUUACUUUAUAAAGUUAACUUUACGAUAAAAAAUCAAAUAAUAUAAUAUAAAACUAAGGCUAUUCACGUACAGCAUAGAAAUGAACUGGUACCUGUACGAUGUUGGGAAGGUGUACACAUAUGAUAAUUAGAUGAUAAAAUAUACUGUCAGUAGUGUAUGUCAGUCCAUUAGUCUCGCUCAAGAGUCGUAUCGUAUUCGCAGUAGCGUAGCUUGGGCUGGUGUCACCCGACGCGGUAAACUCAUAGUGUCACCCCUUCCCCACCCCCAAGACUUUCACAGCAGAUUUAUUCUUGCAAAAAUAAGUCCACAGUAUAACAAUGCUAAGAGCAAAAACAAAUAAAUUAAAAGAAAAUGUAUUUAGGGACUGUAGCAACGUUAAGUUAGAGUUAUUUUUACAAACAUGUACUUGACAAUAUUCAUUUUCUGGACUUCAAAGCUGCAGCCCGACAAUCAAUAUCCUUAAAAUCAAUAUCCUUCCUCAUAUCAAUUUCAAUUGAUUAGUAGAGCUAGGUCAGAAAGCCUUGAAUGUCUAAUGGUUGAUCGUAAAAUUAAAUAGUACUUGAUGAGCAUUAGUUUCGAAAGGCUCUGCUCACAUUAAGCCAGAGACACACACAUCGUAAGAAAAAGUUAAAGGCUUGGCGUCAAUUUUGAAAGAGAUUUUAGAAAGUCUCUUUCAGCUAUGACUUUCAAAAUAUCAAAUACUGACCAGUCCAUGACUUUUUGAAUUUUAUUAUCAGCUGCCUUUAUAUGUCUUUUAAGACUUGGUAUUUAUUUUUAAAAGUCCAUCAUAGAAAGAGAUUAAUUUAGGAAUGGACACCAUUAACUCUUCUUCACAUGCUGAUAGCAGAUUCUCAGACUGAACAGCCCCAAACAUAUCUGCAACUUUCAUUAUCGCUGAUGAUCAGAUCUGGGAUAUAGAAUGAAAGCGAUUAAGACACUCUAGCAUCCCCCUACUGUUUUCUACGCGAAGAGAGAGUCCAGCAUCUAUUAACUGUUCUCCCGCCAUUCUCUUCUUAAACCUUAAUCUUCUCGCUACCAAAAUGUCAUAUUGGUCUGACUUUAAAAGUGCAUAAAAAGACCUUGUGCUGUACCUGUUGUACCAUCACAGACAGCAUGUAAAAGACCUUGUGCUGUACCUGUUGUACCAUCACAGACAGCAUGUAAAAGACCUUGUACUGUACCUGUUGUACCAUCACAGACAGCAUGUAAAAGACCUUGUGCUGUACCUGUUGUACCAUUACAGACUGCAUGUAAAAGACCUUGUAAUGUACCUGUUGUACCAUCGCAGACAGCAUAAAAAAGACCGUGUACUGUACCUGUUGUACCAUCACAGACAGCAUAAAAAGACCUUGUACUUUACCUGUAGUACCAUCACAGACAGCAUAAAAAAGACCUUGUACUUUACCUGUGGUACGAUCACAGACAGCAUAAAAAAAGACCUUGUACUUUACCUGUUUCAUCCCAAUUUUCAAGAGGAUCACAUAGCGCUUCAAUCGGCGACACACAUUCAUCAAACACAUCCAUUAAAAAUCGCUUACUUGUUGUUUCUUUUCAGAAUAUCCUAAACACCUACAUUGACUCCAGACAUUGUAGCAGCUUUCUUUUAAACUUGAGCUCUGCACAUCAUUAUAUCUAAUACAUCACAUUUUAGAUUUGUAAGAACUGAGGUCAUCAAUUUUUUUCCCUUCCAAGCGGAGAAAAUCCAAAAAAACACUUCUCUCACUUCAACAUUCCCAUUUUGAAAUUUGACAUGUAUGAUCACUUCAUACAUCUGGUCAUUGUGUGAUAUAUCAGGUGUACAUUCGAACAUAAUUCCAAAAUACCUCGCAGCCUUUAUAUCCAUGAUAAGAAUAACCUUCCCGUGUUUUGCAAGGACAUUUAUAAAUUCAAUUGUGGGUUUCUGGUAAAAGGUAAGAUGUGGAUGCUUUUAAUUCUGUUUGUUCUCUUAUUUGUUCGUUGACGAAGCCGUCCUGUCGACACGUUCGUUGUUUUCUUGCGUUUCUUUCUCAGUGAUUUAUAUGAUUUGUUUUACUCAUUUCUUGAUUUGGUUCUCUUGUAGCACUGGGUCCUGUUUAGAUGGCAUCUCAACCAUUUCAAUAACGUUUCCUUUAUUCAGUGAAGAUUCCUCUUCGCUGGGGCCACGAAAUGCCAGAUUUUUGCUUUGCAAGAAAUAAUGUGAUGUCCAGAGACCUGUGCAGGAUGUCCCUCCACUUUUUCUUCUCCAAGUUCAUCACAGCAAUACUUUCGGAAUCAUUUUUGCGUGUGUAUCGUAGGUCCUGCUUCCAAUGCCUUCCACUUUUCACGGCUAAACAGAUGCUCUUUUAAUAUUUCAGAAUUUUGUAAUUUUGGUCUCAGUUGCCACCACUUAUCAAAGCCAGCAAGUAACAAAUGCGGAUGUUGUUUCUUUAACAUUAACACCAAAUAAUAUGCAGCAAAAAUGUACAAUGUGUGACUGGCGAGUCCAUAAACCAUCCACGACCGCAGUAUUUUCUCGCCGUUUGGCAUCGUCGUGUAGAACAAUUGUUUUGUUAGCUGGCUCACACCUCCUUUAGAUUUCGAAUUUUGCCUUGUCACUAUGCUGAAUAGUCCGUCCUUGUUCUGAAACGAGGUACUUCAUAUUUUAAUAAUUUCAGUCCGAAAAUGAUCUUGAACUGAUACAAGCCAGAGAGAAGCAGUUGAUAAAAUGUGCACGUUUUUUGUCAUUAACCAUUACAUUUACGGAAUCUUGGUUUGAAUCAACAUUAUCAGCAGACAUUUCUGUUUAUAAGACAUCCAUUUCUUUUACUUGUAUGUUCACAGCAAUGUUUUUCAUUUUCUCCACUAUUUGUUGUAUUGAAUGCAUGCUGCUGUUAUCGGGGGGAAUCAGUAUCAUUGGUACGCUGAGGAUCUACCGUUGAUGAACCCUGACUCUGGUCAUCAUUUGGCUUCUUGACAAAUCAAAGCGUAGAUCCUGGUGGUGAUUUUAGUGAGUCACAUCUAUUCUUUUUCGCUUUUCGCUCCUGGCAGCCACUUGGCUGUUUAAAUUUGUGCCCACCGAUUUGCAUUACAUAAUAAUCUUGAACAAUAAAAAUGCUUUAAUAUUGGCGUUUUCAAGAAAACAAACAGAAUAAAUACGUGCUACAGUUAAAAAACAAGUCAGAGCACUCUUUAAAAUACAACGCAAAUGUGGCAGGUAAGACACAACAGUCGAAAUAUGACAUUUGAGCACGUUUGUGAUGAAUCGGAUAAAACAUUAAUUUUUGGGUAUUUCUAGGUUUUGAUGCAUAAAUUAUACAUGUCUUCAUGAAAAAAAAAAAAAUUGAAAUAAGAAUUAAUAAUUAAAAGAUUGAAAAUUGUGUAAAAUAAUAUAUUUGUAACCCUACAAAUGGGUAAAAAAUAAUUUUUAAUGUUUUUAAUUUUUACUGUUUCGAUUCUUGUACUUUGAAUCGCCCGACCACUUCGUAUUGGGUAUCAAUGGAAAGCCUUACUCUCAGAAUUUAGAUAAAUAUAGCUUCCUGUCAAUUACGGAAGUUACCCCCAAUCGGCGUUGAAUAAUGACUGUUUUUUUAUGAUAUAAUCAUAGGGUUAACUGAUUUCUGACGCAUCAACAGUGAACGUUUAAUAAAGCAAGCAUUUGGAUUGGUUACAAUUGGGAAAAAGUGUAUGUGUGAUUAAUUAUUCUUUUGUGAAUCUCGGUUAGACCGAGCAGAUCUGUAAAUAAGCAAUUUUUCCAUUGGGUGUCACUGCUAAAAUGGCGUCACUCGGUGCAGUCCGCAUCCCCGGACCCCCCUAGCUACGCCACUGCAAAAUCGUGAUCUCUGUCUCUUUCUCUCUUUGUCUCGCAGUCUCCCCAGUUUCCUCCAACGAUAAACUUAUUUAUAGUCCUUCAUAGAGACUUUCAAGAAAGGGUUACGCCUUGUAUCUGUACCAAGGGUCGUCUCAUAAUUUCAACACAAUUUGACUAUUGUCUGUGUUUACAUGUAGUCAAGGUCAAGAAAGACCUUUAAUAAUUUUGCAAACCUUGGGGUCACCCAGAUUUCGAGCACGAGAUUUACAAGAAACCUGACGGAAACACUAUGCAAACAAGGCAAGUUUUUACCUUAACAUUUCCUUCUGUCAUUUUCUCCACAGCCUGAGAUCAGCUUCUACCAAAACGAGAGAUACGAUGCUAAAAUCACCGACAACCCUUACGCUGUGGAGGUCGGCGAUUGGGUGUACAUAGUUAUCAGUGUCAAGGCCGAGGACCAGUCAUUCUUCAGAGACAGUGAUCUGAAGCUGGUUGUCACACGUUGUACCGCCAACCCCAUCCGAAGCGUGAUUGACGGGAUUAACACCCCCUUGAACGUGACACUGAUUGACAACACGUACGUAGCUGUAGAAUACAUUAAAUAAAUGAUGAAGAUUUUGAGCCGAUUCAUACACACUAAUUGGUAAAGAAAUAAAAUUCUUUACCAUUUCAAUUUAACGUAAAGAGCAAUUAAUAUAAACUUCUCUACACAGUUAACAAUCCAGAAGAGGUUAAUCUGUGUUGCUAUCCAUUAAUGUCUGUUACAGGGGAAAAGUAUCUCCAAAAAGAUUUUUUAACCAGCCAAAAAGUUUCACAAAAAUAAAGAACAUUUCAACUACCAACUUUGUUACGUUAACACUCAUCUGUCCUGUUGAGAAACGAUGCGUGGUCCCUAAACGGAAGUUAAGACUAUCAUUCCUUUGCUACCAAAAGUAACUUUUCUUAAACAUAGUUUUACAUCUUGUUGAUUGAGAAUUGAAAUAAUUUUAAUACUUUAUUAUUUCUCUCACCCCUGAAAAAGAAGUAAAAAAAAAAAACAACAAGAAAAAAAAAACUUCAGAAACCAUUUAUCUUCUUCUUCUUCUUCUAUAUCUUAAGGGCCCACGAUCAAUUUAUUGAUCAUUUUGGCUCCUAUGCAUGUAGAUGGGAUUUGCAAUGUUUCUGUUACUGGUGGUGAUGAGGAAAUUAUGCACUAGGGGUUUGAAGGCUUGAGGCAAUAGACACAAAUGUGUCUAGUGUUGUCGCCUCAACUGUUCCUUUUGAAAGAUGGUUCCAGUCCCUGAUUGUCUUGGGCAGGAAUGAGCAGCUCCUAUACUGGCUUCUUGCUGGUAUGAGCCUGAAUUGCCUGUCAUGGCCUCGUCGCUGUCUAUGGGGGAGAGGGACGAGUUUCUGUUUAAUACUGGAACAGUGGACCAGCCCAUUAUUUAUCUUGUACAUCAUGGAGAGCCUGGAUUGUCGUCGUCGUUUCUCCAAUGGUGACCAGCCUAGUGUUUCUAGCAUGCUGCCAACACUAGAGGUAUUCCUGUAGCGGUUUAGGACAAAGCGUGCUGCUCGUCGCUGGACCGCCUCCAACCUGUCAAUGCUCUUCUGGGUAAAUGGGUCCCAGACUGAAGAUGCAUAAUCUAAAAUCGGACGGAUAAAGGCUUUAUAUGCUCUUUCUUUCACACAGGAGUUGCCAAUCUUUAGAUUUCGCCUUAAGAACCCCAAGGCUUGGUUUGCUUGGUUACAUACAUUGUUAAUAUGCUCGUCCCAGCGGACCUCUCUUUGAAUGGUAACACCCAGGUACUUUACGGAGGAAACUUGCUCAAGAAUAUGGCCGUGCAGUUUGUAUUGGUAGUGUAGAGGAGUACAACUUCUAGAGAUUGAUAGUGUCUGGCACUUGGCAGGGUGAAAUUCCAUGUCCCAGCUCAUCUCCCACUCAGCUAACAGAUUGAGAUCCUGUUGUAGCUGGUCCUGGUCAGAUCUGUUGGCGAUCGUCCUAUACACUGCUGUGUCAUCUGCAAACAGUCUUGCCUGUGAUGUCAGUUUCUCCGGUAGGUCAUUAAUGUAUGCUAGGAACAAACAGGGGCCCAGGACUGAUCCCUGGGGGACCCCUGACUUCACAUUGACAAAGGAGGAGCUUGUACCGCCCACCACUACUGCUUGGCGUCGGUGGCUGAGGAAGCUAGAGAUCCAUGUUUUAGUGGUGCCUUGAAUCCCAUAUAUCUGGAGUUUGUGUAGAAGCAAACUAUGAUUCACCCGGUCAAAUGCUUUUGCGAAGUCCAUUACUAGCACGUCAGUCUGCUUGUGGUUCUCCAGAUUGGUCAUCAAGUCUUCUACAAAUUCGAGAAGCUGGGUCUCACAUGACCUAUUGACUCGGAAGCCAUGUUGACAGUCAUUGAGUAUAUUUUUGCUUUCAAGAUGCUUCAUGACAGAGCUUACGAUUAUGUGCUCCAACAAUUUGCAGACGACGCUAGUGAGGGAUAUCGGACGAUAGUUGGCAGGGUCGGAAUGCUCCCCUUUCUUGUAAAUUGGAGUGACAUGCGCUGUUCUCCAGUCUGCUGGAACAUUUCCUGUGCAUAGUGACGAUUGGAAGAGGAUUGUCAGUGCAGGAGCGAUUUCUUUGGCUAAUUCUUUGAGCACUCGUGGUUUAAUGUGGUCAGGACCACAUGCUUUGUAAGGAUUAAUGGUAUUGAGGAGGGCAAACACACCUUGUUCUGAUAUCUGGAUAUCUCCCAUGAUAGGAUAGGCUCUGUUCAUCAUUUUGGUCUUCAGAAGGAACUCAGUCUCAGAGUACUCUCUACCGUCACCAAAGACCGACUGGAACUGCUGAUUGAGUAUCUCCGCCUGUGCUUUUGGGUCAGAUGUCAAUUGGCCAUCCCACCUCAAGGGGGAAACUCCAGCGUUUGAGGACUUUUGGUGUUUCACAUAGCUCCAGAAGCGCUUGUUCUUGACAUCUUUGGUCGGGGUGUCUUCCUCUGAGAAGAUGCCGUUCAUGUAGUUCCAAUACGAUCUACGCAAUAACCGUUGAAUGGUUCGGCGGAGUCUCAGUACCUCCUCUCUCAGUUCCAUCGAGCCAUUUUUCUUCAUGCGUUUGUAUUGGCGGUCUCUCCUGUGGAUGAGCCUACGGAUUUCAGCCGUGACCCAUGGCUGAUUUAUCCUAGGUUUGGUGAUUUGGUGUGGUAUAAAUUUCUUCACUGCAUCAGUGAUUGUAGUCUUGAACUUCACCCACAGCUCGUCUGUUGUCGCUGUACCUUGAAUCACCUUCAUGUUUGAGCUUAGCUCUGUGGUUGCAAUCCUUAGGCCAUCCCAGUCUGCCUUGGCAUAAAUUGGGAUUUCUCGAAUGAUUUGUUUCAUUUUUAGUGUGUUGACCUGAAAUUCACAAUAAGGAAUGUUGUGGUCCGAAAUCCCGGGGAUGACCUCAACUUUUUGGACACGAUGUGGACAAUUGGUGAGGAGUAGGUCAAGAGUGUUUUCCCCCCUCGUGGGUUCUUUAACCAGCUGUUCCAGACCAUGGUUGUUAAUUAUCUCCAUGAAUUCUGAGUGUAGAACAGGGUAUGGGGACUUGGGCUUCAAGGCAGGAAUCUGCCAAUUCCAACCAGGAAAGUUAAAAUCCCCCCCCCCCCUAUAAGGAGAAAAGCGUUUUUUGACUGUGUUGCUCUGUGAAGCGAUACCUCGAACCUCCUCAGGCUUGGUUUAUCUGCUGUGUUUGGUCAGUAAUAGGCACAAACGUAAAGUGUGCGUCUACCCUUUAGUUUCAAUUUUAUCUGCGUAGCUCUGUGGCUGUGUAUUUGUGUAGCUGUGUGGCGGUGUAGCGGUGUAGCUGCGUAGCUGUAUGGCUGAAAAAUGUAUAGCUUUGUGGCCGUGUGGCCGUGUGGGUGUGUGGCCGUGUGGCUUUGUGGCUGUAUGGCCAUGUGGCUGUGUGACCAUGUGUUUGUGUGGCUGUGUGGCCAUGUGGCUGUUUGGCCAUGUUGCCAUGUGGCCGUGUGGCCGUGUUGCUGUGUGGCCGUGUUGCUAUGUGGCUGUGUGGCUCUGUGGCCGUGUGGAUGUAGCUGUGUAACCAUGUAGGAUCAGUGAUAAAUAAUUCAUUCCGACCAUUCAACUAUCACGUAAUAUUGGUAGAUCACUUCCCUUUAUUAGCACCAGUUCCACAAGAACAAACAUUGUUGCUCCCUUAGACUGAGUUACAAAAUUCACAUUUCUGAUAACUGAACUUAUCUUCAUUUUAAUUUCAAUUAUCACGCUUGGUGUUCUUUGACCUCUUCUAAAAAUAUUCAAUCAUAUUGAUCUGAAAUCAUUGUCAGUACCAGUUUCCAAGCUAGGUAUAUUGUUGUUGUAAGAUGUAUAGUUGUCAGCAUUUUAAUACUAUUGUGAGAAGUAUAGUUAGCACCAUUUCACUAUUGCUGUUUAACCUUUGUUUUUGACCACCGACUUUAGGUGUCCAUCUGACCUGGCCAGUGUCACCACCUACCCCAUCAGCGACACCACUGAAGGUUUUCGAUUCAGAGCUUUCAAAUUCUUCGGUUACUCCUCUGUCUACGUCACAUGUCACCUGCGUGUCUGUUUAUCUACGGACAUCAAGCCCCACUGUUAUAGGUGAGAGUUGUCAGAUAUAGGUUAAUAAUUAUAUAAACAUAUGGUUUCAAAGAGAAAAACAUGGACAGCAAAAGAAGUUGUUUUUUUAAAAAUUAAAUGACACACAAUAAUGUUUUAAACACUUUUUCUCCAUAAAUCUCAGGCUUCUCAUUUCAAGUUUUAUUUAAAAUUUGUGACAUUAAACAAUUAAAACUUAUCUUUAUGAGUUAAAUUCGUAAUAUCAUUAAAAAGUACGUUGCGGACAGACUGAUAACUCCCUCGUUAUAAUUGAUAUACAUUUCAUGAUUUUAAUUGUUCUGUUGAACUGUACCUUAUUAAUAUCUGCUACUGAACUUUUUGUUAAAUAUGUUUAUAUUUCUGGUUUUGGAAGCCUAAAGAGGUAACCAUUCUUUUUUAAAAAAAGAAGGGGGGAGGGGGGAGGGGAGUGGUGGCGUUAAAAAAAUAAUAAUAAAAAAAUAAUAAUAAAAUAAAAAUAAACACAAUUCUACUAUACAAAACAUGUUUCUUUGCAUGAAUCAGCUAAGUAGCCAGCUAAUUAAUCAGCUAAGUAACCAUUUAAGUAAAUGCCGUUGGACUGAAUAGGAAACAAAACAAGAAAAGUAAACAGGAUAAAAAUAUUUAUAAAUUUAAAUACAAAUAUCAGUUACAACAAAACCCUAAAGAAAAAUCGACUAUUUUUGUUUUCUCGACUUUUUCUAAUCGAGCGUUAUUUAAAUGAUGUUGUCCUUAUGAUUUCUUUCCGGAAAGAAUUUGUAACAAUAAAAUAUUUACAGUUUUUUUUUCACUGAAAAUAAUUUAUAAGAUCAGUUGGAUAUUUUCAAUAUUUUCAUUUCAAUACAAAUGCCACGUCACCAUCUUAAAUCCUGGUAUUUCAAAUUCCUGUUAAUGACUGUUAAUGACAGUUUUAUAUAUUAUUCCGUGUGCCAAAUUCAUUACGAUCAAAUUAUUAAAAUACAAAAUAACCAAACUUUAAUUACUCUCACCUUAGCUCCUCAGUAAGCAGCUGUAUGCCUAUUGAAAAGGACGUCAGCAUUAAGUUCAUCCCCAAGACCCGGGAGAACGCCCAAAGCAUGAGUCAAUACUUUGACUACACGGUAAACUUUCACCCUUGUAAUAUGAAAUCUUUCAUUGUUCUUCUAGCCAUUCGUAGGAACAUUGAGUUUAGUCUGCCAUUAUUUAUUUAUUUAUUUAGGCAUUUUUAUAUAGCGCUUACCAUAAAGCUCUAAGCACUUUACAAUUAUUAAAAACAUGUAAACUAAGUAAAAUAAAAAUGAGACACUAGGAUAGUAACUACUAUACUAUACCAUUACCAUACGUAGGAACAUUGGGUUUAGUCUGCCAUUACCAUACAUAGGAACAUUGAGUUUAGUCUGACAUUACCAUACGUAGGAACAUUGAGUUUAGUCUGCCAUUACCAUACGUAGGAACAUUGAGUUUAGUCUAAAAUAAGACAUUUUAUUUUAAACAGAUUUACAUUUCCUAACAGAUUGAUCGAAUUUAUAACUAUAUGUGGUAACUUGCGUAUCCUAUUAAAAUGUAAUAAAUUGCAUAUGUCUUCGGUUAACAUCCCCAAAGCAUACGUGUUGAUUCUUUGCGAUGGACCUUGUAACGAAACGAUCAUGUCAUUAUGAUGAUGACACCGAUGUUACUUAUAAAUAUAGUUGUGGUAUUAAUUAUCUACAUUCACAAAGCACGAGGGAAGCUCAUGUAUAUAGCAUCAUAACAAUAGUAUUUGAAAAUAAAUUACAAUACAUAAAAUACAUAUCCGAAAUUGUAGGACAUAUAACUGAUAUUGUCUAUUUACUUCACAUAUUACUUUCACACACAUCUAUUGAAUAAGUAACCCGAUAUCUUUAAUGAACAUAUGCUUCCAUUUUAUUUGUGUCCUUUUACUCUUCUUAUCACUUCUACGCAUGACCUAUAAUAAUUAAUUUACGGUUACUUCUAAUUUAUAUAAAAAAAAUACAUUGCCCUAAAUAAAAUUAUUAUCUCACUAUUUGAUGAGUGGCAGACUUAUUAUCUCACUAUUUGAUGUGUGACAGACUUAUUAUCUCACUAUUUGAUGUGUGACAGACUUAUUAUCUCACUAUUUGAUGAGUGACAGACCUCUUCAAAGUAAUCGAUGUGGACUGUAAAUAAAUUACCGUAUUAUUAAUUUUUCUUUUCAGAUUUGAAAAAAAUGCCUGUAAUGACAGCAAAUUCCUUAAUUAGAUAAUUUAUACUCUAAGAUUUGUUGUCUCCUUAAUUGUUAUGUCCUAGAUAGAUGGCCAAUCUCAAUAUUUUUGGACAGCCAUCUUAAGGUAGUACAAUGUCUUGGCAGACUUCUUAAGGUAAUGCUAUGUGUUUGCAGACAUCUUAAGGUAGUUUUAUGCUUUUUCAGACAUCUUAAGGUAGUACUUAGUCUUUGGAGACUUCCUAAGUUAGUACUAUGUCUUUCAAGACAUCUUAAGGUAGUACUAUGUUUUUGCAGACAUCUUGAGGUAGUACUAUGUCUUUCGAGACAUUUUAAGGUAGUAAUAUACCUAUUCAGACUUCUAAAAGUAGUACUAUUUAUCUGCAGACAUCUUAAGGUAGUAUAUAUGUCUUGGCAGACAUCGUAAGGUAGCACGUGUGUCUUGGCAUAUAGUUUAAGAUAGCACUUUUACGUACCAUUAUAAUGUGUAGAGAAAUUAAUCUUUAUCUUACUCGUUAGCCCGUUACUAACAGUACGUAACAAAGGACGAUACCAUUAACUAAAUAGAGCAAUAAAGGACGAUAUCGUUAACUAAAUAGAGCCACAAAGGACGAUACCAUUAACUAAAUAGAGCCAUAAAGGACGAUACCAUUAACUAAAUAGAGCCACAAAUGACGAUACCAUUAACUAAAUAGAGCAAUAAAGGACGAUACCAUUAACUACAUAGAGCCACAAAGGACGAUACCAUUAACUAAAUAGAGCCAAAAAGGACGAUACCAUUAACUAAAUAGAGCCACAAAGGAAGAUACCAUUAACUAAAUAGAGCCAUAAAGGACGAUACCAUUAACUAAAAAGAGCAAUAAAGGACGAUACCAUUAACUAAAUAGAGCCACAAAGGACGAUACCAUUAACAAAAUAGAGCAAUAAAGGACGAUACCAUUAAUUAAAUAGAGCCAUAAAGGACGAUACUAUUAACUAAAUAGAGCCACAAAGGACGAUACCAUUAACUAAAUAGAGCCAUAAAGGACGAUACCAUUAACUAAAUAGAGGCACAAAGGACGAUACCAUUAACUAAAUAGAGCAAUAAAGGACGAUACCAUUAACUAAAUAGAGCAAUAAAGGACGAUACCAUUAACUAAAUAGAGCAAUAAAGGACGAUACAAUUAACUAAAUAGAGCCACAAAGGACGAAACCAUUAAUUAAAUAGAGCCACAAAGGACGAUACCAUUAACUAAAUAGAGCAAUAAAGGACGAUACCAUUAACUAAAUAGAGCCAAAAAGGACGAUACCAUUAACUAAAUAGAGCCACAAAGGACGAUACCAUUAACUAAAUAGAGCAAUAAAGGACGAUACCAUUAACUAAAUAGAGCAAUAAAGGACGAUACCAUUAACUAAAUAGAGCAAUAAAGGACGAUACCAUUAACUAAAAAGAGCAAUAAAGGACGAUACCAUUAACUAAAUAGAUCCAUAAAGGACGAUACCAUUAACUAAAUAGAGCCACAAAGGACGAUACCAUUAACUAAAUAGAGCAAUAAAGGACGAUACCAUUAACUAAAUAGAGCAAUAAAGAACGAUACCAUUAAUUAAAUAGAGCCAUAAAGAACGAUACCCAAACUAUUCCUAAUUACAUAUAACAAGUUAGUAAGUUAACUUUACAAUACAAAAUAAAAUAAAACUAAGGCUAUCCACUUACAGUACAGCGAUGAAAUGGUAGCGGUACAAUAUUGGGAAGGUGCACAAACAAAAGAUAAGUGGAUUGGAAAAAAUCUACGAUCAGUACAGUAUGUCAGCUCAUUGGUCUCCUUCUCGAGUCGUACAGUAAUCUUAAUAUCUCUCUCUCUCUCUAUAUCUCUCUCUCUCUCUCUCUCUCUCUAUCUCUCUUUGUCUCGCAGUCUCCCCCUUUUCCCUACUUAUUCCUAGUCUUUCAUAGAGACUUUUCCAGAAAGGGAUAUACCUUGUAUCUGUACCUAAGGCCGUUGUAACACAUAGGUUCUGACAUCAUUGUAACUUAGUGGGUUAUGUCAGUAGUAUGGUUACUUAUGUUAAUACUUCAGGAUGCCGACUAAGACUUCCUCAUUCUUCCACUUAUUAUCCAGGCACGCAAAGAAGAAUACUCAAUUCUGUUUAAAACCUACAGUACUUUAUUGAACACACUUUAUACUGAUAAUAUUAAUAAUACUCCUUGCAUGAAUGUAAUUUCACAUAUAUAUAUAUAGUAUUCCAUCAUUCAGAAAGACACGUCCUCACACUACUACAACUCAGCUCAACUGUUUUAAUCACUCAGCUCUCCUAGCUCUCUCUACUGCUCUGCGCGCACUAUCUCAGUCAACUCAUACUUUAUUACCAGCAAAGCGUGGAAAACUACCGCUUUGUCAAAAACAUAAUUUUACUCUCCAAAAACGUGGAGCUCACAUUUUCAUCUCAAAUACACAAUCCACUCUCUCUCGUGGAAAACACGGUCAACACAACUCACUGUUCACUCAUGCUACCUCUCUGUUUUCAUUGUGAAAACAUAGUCUGUUACAUGCCCCACCCAUCUGAAAAAAUUUUUGCAACAAAAUUUUUGGCAAAAAACACAUGUUGAAAUAAUGAUGAUGUCUCUUAGAAAAUUUCAAUACCACAUCUAUCAAUCAAAUAAGUGUAUAAACAUUAACAUUUCAUCAUUAUGAAAUACAGUCAAAGGGACUGUUAAUAACACUCAUAAUAGUGAAUAAUUUAUUUUGGCAAAAAAAUACAAAAUCAUUAAUGACAAACUCUUAAAAUUCUUACUGUAUGAUAAUGUGCAGUGACAUUGACAUCUUAAUGAUUCAUAAACACUGGGAAAUGAAUGUAACAACCUUAAAUCUUGCAUUAGAAAAUUUUACAAUUGGUUAAAAUCUAUUAUUCAUUUACAAAAUUGAUAUAUACAAGGGUAUUUUCAAAAACUGAUUGAAUGUAUGUGUGUACCUUCAUUUAGAAUGUUUGACUAAUGUGUCUUAAUUCAGUGUCUUUGUCACUUUCCGUAUGGUCAAUAUGUCUUGAAAGGAAAUCAGCUACUGUGUUGUCUUUUCCUUUUAUUGUCCUUAUCUCAUACUGGUAAUCAAAUAGUAUCAACGACCACCUGUUUAUUUUGCUGUUUGCUAUUUUCUUUCUAUUUAGUUCCAUCAAUGGCUUGUGAUCAGUUAAUAAGAUUCAUUUUCUACCUAAUUGAUAUUUCUGUAAUUUUGUAAGUGCCUACACAAUUGCUAAGCAUUCCUUCUCAAUGGUUGAGUAGUUAAUUUCAGUUCUGCUUAGUGAUCUACUUAAAUAAAGUGAUUGGUCUUAGUUUAUGAUUGACUUCUUGCAUAAGGCAAGCUCCUAAUCCAAUGUUGGAAGCGUCUGUCACUAAAGUGAGAGACUGAUUAAAGUUGGGUGAUAACAAUAUGUUGUAACUUUGGAUAAUUUCUUUGAUUGUUUUUAAUGCAUUCUCACAUUCAUCCGUCCAUACUGUUUGUUUCUUGCUAUCUUUUUUUAUUAGUUUUCUUAAAGGUAAAGUAAUAUCAGAGAAUUUUGGAACAAAAGUGCUGUAAAAAUUGCACAAACCUAAAAUGGCUUUGACUUCUUUUUGAGUGUGUUGUGUUUUUAUGUUUAAUAUUUUUCCUCUGUUGUGUUCUGUGGGCUGAAUUGUGCUCUUACUGACUUUAAAUCCUAAAAAUUAUAUUUCCUCUUGUGCAAAUUUUAAUUUGUUUGGUGCAAUGGUGACUCCAUGUGAUCUUAAUUUGUCUAGUACUACUUUUUUGUGUCUAUAUGUGUUUUCAUAUCUUUGGUGUGGAUGCAGAUAUCAUCAACAAAAUGUACAACAUUUGGUAUGCCUGCUAGCAUGAUUCGCAUGAAUCGAGAAAAUGUUGCGGUAGAAUUGACCAAACCAAAUGGCAUUACUGUCCAUUCGAAUAAGCCUUCCUCUGUGGCAAAUGCAGUAUAAGGCAUGGAAUCUGGAUGCAUGCCUAUUUGCCAGAAUCCUCUGUUUAAAUCUAGGUUUGUGAAUAAUGUGGAGGAGCCUAUUUCCUCAAGUAGUUCUCUGAUGUCCCUCAUGGGUUCUGCAUCUAACUGUGUAAUUUUAUUUAACUCCCUAUAAUCACAGCAUAUACGGCACUGGCCAUUUUUCUUUUUUACUACUACCAUGGGUGAUGCUAUUGGUGAAUCUGAUCUUUAAUCUUGUUAGUCUGUAUUAAAUGAUUAGUUCUUUCUUUACUUCUUCCCUAAAUGCAUAUGGGAUUGGAUAGAUUUUGUGUUUGAAUGUGGGUUCCUGUGUUAAUAUAAUUUUGUGAUCUAAACUACUAGUGUGUCCUAUGUUCUCUGUGAUGACAUCUUUGUAUUCUUUUAGAAUUGUUGUUAAGUGUCUGUUUGUUGUGGUGUUAUUUUCAUUGUCUUCUAAAUGUAUAACACUAGCAAUGGUGGCUGUGCUAAUUAUUUCAUUAGUGAUGGUUUGUAAAUCUUCUGGACAAGAGUCAUAUUUUCUGAGCAAGUCCACAUGCAGGACUUUCAGUUCACCCUUCAUGUGGAUUACAUAAUCAACUAAAUUUAACUUAUCAUGUACUGUAAAAGGACCCUGCCAGAUCUUUUGUCCAUUACUGUUUUGCAACCAGACUAAAACUUUAUCAUUUACUUUAAGAUCUCUGAGGUAUCUAUUUGUAUUCUUUAUGUGUCAUUGUUUUUUAGAUUCCCUAUCAGUGUUUUCUUUAGCAUUUUCUAUGCCAUAUGUUAUCCUCUCUCUAAUUUUUGUAAUUAUGUCAAAUGUGUCCUGUUGUGUGCCUUUCUGACCUAAGAUAUUUUCUUUAAAAGUGUUAAUGGUCCCUUUGGAUUGGCCCCAAACAUUAGCUCAAAUGGAGAGUACCCAGUGGUGUUUGUAUACUCUCUCUAUAGGCGAAUAGAACCAUGGGUAUAUAUAGGUGCCAUUCUCUAGGGUGGUCUAUUGUUUUAUUUAACAUUAUUUUUAGUGUCUUGUUCCAUCUUUCUACCAUACCAUUGGCUUGUGGUCUGUAUAUUGUGGAAUGCACUUGUAUUAUACCUAGCAAUUUUGUGACAGCAUUGGUUAAGUUGGAAGUAAACUGUGACCUUAUCUGAUAGUAUUUUAUCAGGGAACCCAUGUCUUGUAAAUACAUCUAACAAUGCAUGCAUAUUGUUUCUGAAUUAAUGUUUUUAAGGGGAAUAGCCUCUGGCCAUCUAGAUGCCAUAUCAUUCAUGGUUAAAAUAAAUUUAUGUCCCUUAUUUGAAGGUGAAUUAAGAGGACCAAUGAUGUCUAUAGCGACCUUCUCAAAGUUUCUGCCUAUUUUGUCUGUGGGUUGUAUGGGUGCUUUGUGUUUACUGUGUAUUGGGUUUUUUGUCAGACAAGGUUUGCAUUUGUUUAUGUUUUUCUUUAUAUCUUUAUGAAUGCCUGGCCAAUAAAAAUUCUGGGUUAUCCUUUCUAAAGUUCUCUUUAAACCCAUGUGUCCAGCUAAAGGGCUGUCAUGUGCAUGGUUAAGUAUUUUGUCUCUGAGUAUUAGUGGUACAAUUAUUUGAGAUCUUUUGACUUCACCUUUUUCAAAAUUUCUAAUUAGAAUAUUGUGUUUUAUUGUGUAAUUAUGUCCUCUAUAAAUUGAGUUAUUGUCCUUAAUUUUGUUUCUAAUCUCCUGAAUUUGACUAUCUUCUGUCUGCAUUCUAAUUAUGUCUUCUCUUGAUAUUUGUUUUGGAAUGUCUAAUUUUUGUUCUACUUCAGGCUGUGUUUGACUGGUUUUAUGUUGUUGUCAUGUUAUUGCAUUUAUGUACUCUUUGGUUAAAUUUUUGGAUUCAAUCCACUUUAAAAAUAGUUCUUGGGAAUUAUCUUGAAUUUCUUUGAUAUUUCCAAUUAUUAACUGACAGACUGGGUUUUCCAUGAGUACUGCUGUUACUUUUCCUGUUAUCCAUUGACAGUCUAUUUCCACUAUUGCUUUACAACAUUCAACUUUUGUAUUAUUUGUUAACAUGACUGUGGUUUUUUCAUAUAUGUGAUCUUUAGGAUCAAUCAAUUUUUUUGUCAACUACUAUUGUUGUACAACCUGUGUCUCUUAGACACUGAACAAGUUGGUUGUUUAUAUAUGAAGAAAAAAAAUGUAAACUCCCUUCACUGUGGCAUGCACUAGCUAAAGUUUCAUGUGGUUUGAUGUUGAGUUGUCUACUGUUAGCCUGAUUGGAAUUAUAUCUUUGGUUUUUAUAUGGUUGUCUACUCCUAUUUUUACUGUUGUAUUUAAUUGGACUGCUGUUGGGUGAUGUUCUCUGAUAGUAUUGGUGUGAAUGUCCUAAAUCUCUAUGUAAUUUCCUACACUAAUAUUUCUUGUGACCUGGAAUGCUACAGUAGAAACAUUUGUUGUUGUUUGAGUAAUUAGCAUAUGUCUGGUAAUUAUUUGGAUAAUUUUUCUGAAAUUUAUUAUUUUGCCAUCUGGCAGGUAGGCUUUGGUAUCUUCUGUUUUGAUAUGUGUUUUGUUUUUGUGUGUCCCUAUCACUGGGUAUGUUUCUAAUGGAGGCUAAUGUACUAUUUCUAUUAUCUAGCUCUUCAUUGGGGUGAGCAUCUUUAAAUGUUGUGAUUGAGUCAACUAACUCACGCUCAUUUUUAAUUUUUCUCUCUUUAAGGAAUGAAAAUAAAGAAAUUGAUGCAUUUCUUAAUAUUUUGUCUAUAAUAAACAUAUCUAGUAAUGCUUUGGGAUCAUUUAGGUCAAUUUCAGUGAGUUCAAGCCAUUUGACAAGAUUAUCCCUAAUAUUGAAUAUAGUGGUGUUUGGGUCUAUUUCUCUCUCUAGUCUUAUGUUGUGAAAAUUUGUUUCUAUAAAUGUCUUCUGUGUUUCCAUAAAACUUUAACAAAACUUUCUUUAUAUAGGUAUAAUUAUUCUUUUGCUCUUUACUAAGUGAAUUAAUGAUACUUAGGCUUUUUCCUGAUAAUCUGCUCAAUAAAAUAUUUGCCCAAGUUUCUUCCCUAAAAUUGUAAGAUUGACAGAUGCCCUCAAAUUGUGACAAAUAACUAAUAAUUUCCUCUUUAUGUUCAUUAAAUUCCCUAAAUUUAGGUUUGUAUGUGCUAUUGUUUUCUCUAUUGCUUGUUGAUGGUGUAUGCUGUCCUGAUUCUAUUCUAGCUCUUUCUAGUUUUAUUUCUUCCUCUCUUAAUUUCAUAUCCUGUUCUUUUAAUUUCAUUUCUUCUAUUUCUUUUUGUCCUUUUAAUUUUAGUUCUUCUAUUUGUUUAAGGUCGCUUCUCUCUAACAGUCUAGCGUCUCUGUCUUUGUCUUGUCUUUCCUUAAUUUUGUCCAUCUCCCUAGUUACGAAGUCAGCUAAAUUCUCCUGCUUUAUGCCAAGCUUUUCAGCUACCUAUAAUAGUUCUGUUAAGUUUUAAUUGUUUUUAUUUCCAACAACUAUCAUAAACAUAUAUAUACAUAAAUACACGUUCUCAAUCAGGUGCUGACUUUAUUCUUGCGUCCAGAACACGGUUCAUAAACACACACACUUUCUGUCCAGUAUCUCUGCGCAUGCGCGCUCUUUCCUUGGCUGGCUAUCGGUACGGGCCAGUCCACUAGUCCACCAUAACACCUCCCCGAACAAUUACAAGUCCAGUACCAAUGGUGCUCGACGUUGUCUUUGAGAUCUUCUGGGUAAGACAUAGUCUGAAGGUCCUGGAUGUCGAGGGUUAAUCUUCUUCUUAUGUGGACUUGGAGUUGCUGGAUGUGUAGACGGUUGAUGACUCAGGGCUGCCUGAGCUGUUGGAUAAAGACUUCCUGUCAUUAUAUCAAAACCUGGUUCUGAAAUUCUUCUGCUCCGUACCUGGGGCGAAGUAUGUCUAAAUGUCUCUUCCUUGAAUCUUUACCUUGAAGAGACGUGGACCCAUAACUUGCGUGAUUGUACCGGGAGCCCAACGUGGUUUAGAGUCUGUUGCUGUUCCAUACACUCUGACGUAACAUGAAUCUCCACGGUUAAAUGAUCGACUAGGACUUCUGUUUGUCCCAUUGCGAACGGCUAUUUCUUUAAGAUGUUGUCCCUGUGCUCGAUGAGCAGGAGAGGGAACUAGCGUAUCAAUAAGUGUUCUUAUUUGUCGAUUGUUCAGCAGUUGGCUUGGUGAUAAUCCACUUGCCAAUGGUGUCCUACGAUACUGACGCAGAAAGUCUUGUAGAGAUUCCUUUAAAGGUAAUGAGGAUUUCUUCAGUGAACUCUUGAAACUUUGAAUGAGUCGUUCGGCAGCUCCAUUCGUAGCAGGAUGAUAGGGAGCGCCUGCAAGAUGUACAAUACCCCUCUCCUUACACCAAUGCUGAAAUUCUUCUGAGAUGAAGCAAGUAGCAUUGUCACUCACUAUGGUGUGUGGAUAGCCGAAAUGAGCAAAAUCUUCCUCCAGAAGAUCAAUGGUAGUUUUGGUCGAUGUAGAUGUUGUCCUGUUGAUACAUGGGUACUUUGAAUAAGCAUCUAUCACCACCAGCCAAUGUGAUCCCUUAAAGUUAAUGGCAUGAUCGAUAUGCACUCGACUCCAUGGUUUUUCUGGCAGCAUCCAUGGGUGGAUGCUUGCUUUGUUUGGGUCUCUGGCGUGUUCUGCACAUGCUUGGCAUGUUCGACCAAUCUCCUUGAUUUGAGUAUCAAGUCCAGGCCAAUAUACAGAUAAUCUUGCUAACUGUUUCAUCCGCUCGAUUCCAAAAUGUCCUGUAUGCAGGAUUUGGAGAACUUGAGCUUGUAAGAUUUUUGGUACCACAAUUCUUGAACCAUAAAAUAGACAAUUCGACUCCACGGAGAGUGAUUCUUUAAUAUUUUUAAAAGCUGCUAUAUUAGCUGCAUCCUUGUUCAAGUGUUCUUUGUUUACAGAGGAAGCCCAUCCCUCUUGACAAUAUCUCAUUACUGUAGACACAGUAGAAUCUUUAAGUGACUCUUUAGCAAGGACUCCUGGGUCUGUUGGUCUGAUCUGUAAACUGAUUUGUUUGAUCAUACAUACAGCAUCCAUGUCUGCUUCACUUUCUUCAACAUCAAAAUUGUCAUCAGGCCCUGAGGGUAGACGACUAAGAGCAUCCGCAUUGCAAUCUCCAGUUGACUUACGGAUUUUUUCACGAGCUUUAAUCAAUGAGUUUUGAUUAGCAAUGUGAUUUGUCCUUGUUUGAAACAGUGCGUCUAUUGAAAUCCUGAGGUUCUUUAUUGCAGUUCUGCCCAACAAGUUUAAGCUGUGGUUUUUCACUACUACAAAUGACAAAUUUGUAGUUAUUUCCCCUGCUUCAGCCUUUAUCUGCACACUUCCCAAAACAUUAAGUAGGUCAAAUUGAUCCCUCAUUAUUCUAUAUAUUUCUUCUAUGUUCAAGUCAUUUAAAUUUUGUGGUGGUUCUUUUUGUUGUACGAUGGUUGAUAACAUUUUAUGCAGCUCCGGCGUCUGGCUUGUUAAAAAAAAUUGUGCCUGCAUUUCCUUUGGCACAUUAUUUGCCAACACGAAGGUCACAUAUCUAGCGUAGUAGUCUGUGAACGUUUCCUCGUUACUAUUGAAAUGUGUAAACUUCAUAUUCGUAGCCGUAUUACCUGUGGCUAGUUUCAAAAGUAGCUCGUUCUGUUGUAUGAGCUUCUGGAUAAUGUCAGCUUGGGUCAGAGUUGACUCCAUUGUGUAUUUACUUCCUCCGUUCCGUGAACUCACUCGUGCGUAUCAAUUAUGACUCGGUUGUACUGAGUUGUACUGUGUUUUGUAUUGAGUUAACACUGACCAUCAUACUGUGACGUUGAUGCUGAUCGAUACCACUGUGAUGUUUAUACUGGCCAUCAUUUUGUUAUGUUUUAAUUGUUUUUAUUUCCAACAACUAUCAUAAACAUAUAUAUACAUAAAUACACGUUCUCAAUCAGGUGCUGACUUUAUUCUUGCGUCCGGAACACGGUUCAUAAACACACACACUCUCUGUCCAGUAUCUCUGCGCAUGCGCGCUCUUUCCUUGGCUGGCUAUCGGUACGGGCCAGUCCACUAGUCCACCAUAACAAGUUCUAAGUACUCUGCCAUUUUGAAUUAAUUGUUUGAGUAACUAAAAUAAUAUAUUGGUAUGUAUAAGUAUGUCAGUUAUUUCUUAUUGAGUUAUCAAUUACAAUAGUUCACAAUAUUACAUUAUAUUUACAUGUUCAUGAAUGAAUACAAAAUGCAAGUUAAUAAUUAAUUAAAUGUAAGAAAAAUUUAAAAAAUAAUUAAAUUGUCUACUUCACAACAUAAAUACAGAUAUGUAGACGUUUACAUGGAUACGAAUGAGACAACAAAUACAAAAGUACUGUUAUAGUUUAUGGACCACAAGAUAGUAGAAAAUAUGACAGCAGGUUUGACAAUAUGUAUAACAAUGACAAGACAAAUAGAACAAAUCUGACAAGAUCUACUAAAAAACAACAGUUAUGACAAUGUACAAAAUAGACUUCACAACUAACAUAAAAUUAUCCUACAGUGUUAUAAAUAGGGCCAGAAGAAACCUUUAAGAUAACACCGUGGAUAUCCCUAAAGUAUACUUUAAAAUUAAACUUAUAAUAUACAGAAAAAGUAAAAAAAUUACUUAAUCUAAUUAAGUAUGAUAUAAGAAGAUUUUUAAAGUCUUAAAUUAUAUACAAUACAUAACACAUAAUAUAAAUAAAUACCAAGUGCCCAAAAGAAAUCUGUAGUUGGUCAACUCUGCUCCUCUGUGACGCUAUGAUCUGUGUAGUCGAUAAUCCUUCUAUGUAGAAGUGUACUUGGGUAAAAUAAUCCAAUGAGAAAAGUUACAACACAAAUUGCUGCAAUAACCUUGCUUAAUAGUGUAAUAAUCCAAUUUAAAAAUAGUGUACUUUCUCUCCGAUUCUGUUAAACUUGUGAGUAAUUAAAGAAUUACUUGACUUGAAUUACGCACUAGGCUAUGUGCGGCUUAUAUAAAGUAAAGAUUAUGCUGGGGAAAUCUUACUUUCGAUGUCUUGAUAAAACAUCUCAUCUGUAAUGACGUCAGCCUUCUGUUGGUCUUGUGUAGUGGAUCAUCUCUUUCGUUGACUAAUAACUGUAAAAUAGAUUUCUUGCUGUUUCUUCCACGAGAAUAUUCACUCCACUGUUGUUAUAUAAUUGAAGCAGUGUACCAGUUAGCUGUUUGAACUCUGAACUUUUGAAUCCCGUGACCUAAAUUGUCGGCUAGCUCUGUGUGUAGUGGACUCUCCUCAGACUUGAUUGAUACACGGACGUAAUGACGUUCGAUGUAUCCUUCCGCACGAAUGUUAAAAAAUAUCGUUGUUACUCAAGAGUCAAUCUUCUGUAACACAUCGUUGUUCUGACACUUCUGACACCAUUUGUAACACAUAGGUUCUGACAUCAUUGUAACUUAGUGGGUUAUGUCAGUAGUAUGGUUACUUAUGUUAAUACUUCAGGAUGCCGACUAAGACUUCCUCAUUCUUCCACUUAUUAUCCAGGCACGCAAAGAAGAAUACUCAAUUCUGGUUAAAACCUACAGUGCUUUAUUGAACACACUUUAUACUGAUAAUAUUAAUAAUACUCCUUGAAUGAAUGUAAUUUCACAUAUAUAUAUAUAGUAUUCCAUCAUUCAGAAAGACAAGUCCUCACACUACUACAACUCAGCUCAACUGUUUUAAUCACUCAGCUCUCCUAGCUCUCUACUGCUCUGCGCGCACUAUCUCAGUCAACUCAUACUUUAUUACCAGCAAAGCGUGGAAAACUACCGCUUUGUCAAAAACAUAAUUUUACUCUCCAAAAACGUGGAGCUCACAUUUUCAUCUCAAAAACACAAUCCACUCUCUCUCGUGGAAAACACGGUCAACACAACUCACUGUUCACUCAUGCUACCUCUCUGUUUUCAUUGUGAAAACAUAGUCUGUUACAGCCGUCUUGUUCACAUGUAGUCUAGUUCAAGUUUACCAACAAUAAUUUUACCAAACUUGGGGUCACCCAGAGUUCACGCAUGAGAUGUACGAGAAACAUGACGUAGAUACGAUGCAAAGCUUCUACCGUAACUGUUCUAAAGUCAUUUUCUCAACAGCCUGAGAUCAGCUUCUACCGCAACGAGAGAUACGAUGUUAAAAUCACCGACAACCCUUACGCUGUGGAGGUCGGCGAUUGGGUGUACAUUGGUGUCAGUGUCAAGACCGAGAACCAGUCCAUGUUCAGAGACAGUGAUCUGAAGCUGGUUGUCAAUCAUUGUACCGGCAACCCAAUCCGAGAAAUGAUUUACGGGAUUAACCCCGCCGACAUUGUGACACUGAUUGACAACAAGUACGUGGCUGUAGGAUCAUUUCAAUAAAUAUGGAAGCCUUUGAACAGAUUCACACACACAUACACAUACACUAAUGUGUAAAGAAAUGAAAUGCUUCACCAGUUCAAUUCAAAGUAAAUUUUAUUUUUAAUACAUUAGUUAUAACUUGAGAUCAAUUACUAUAAAAUUCUCUAAACCAAUUCAGAAGAGGUUCAUCUGUAUUGCUAUCCGCUGAUAUCGGUUGGAGGGGGAAAAUUCCUCAAAUUUUUAACUAGCAACAAAGUUUCACAAAAGUAACGAAAAAUUUCAAUGGGAGUCGCUUAGUCACUUCAUUGUUUGGUCACGUGAUGUGAGUAAGCCAUCACUAGGCUACUACACACAAAAGAUACUUCAUCAGUGCUUCCCCAAUGUCAUGUUACUUAAAAAUUUUACCUUUCGAAAUAUUCUGGAAUACACGCGUUUUUUAAAUGAAAUCCAUAAAUGUGACAAUAAAUAUACGCCAGUUAUAAUUAAAGGAAGAAAGUUAUUUCAAGAAAAAUUUGUGAGCGAUAUUCGAUGGGAACUAUCAAUACUAUUAUCGGCAGGCUUUUGUUGAGCUCCGUAUGUGCUCAUGACGUCAUUUGCGUUUUUAUUCAAUAUUGAUGCAGGAGUCAUUCCCCUUUGUUUAUUUUAUUGUUAAUUUUCAUUUGACGAAAUGUAGUGUAGUGUAGUUGUAGUGUGUAUCGGGCUACUGUUGUCAAGCACUAGUGUGUUGUAUACAGCCUACCGGAAGUCUUACUUGUUUUUACUCACAUCACGUGACAAAUCAAUCGACUAAGCGACUCCCAUUACGACUGUUUUUUUUUUGUUAACACUCAUUUGCGCUGUUAUGAAAAGCGUGAUCCUAAACGGAAGUUAAGACUAUCAUUUCUUUCGCUUCCAAAUGUAAAUUUUCUUACACAUAAUUUUACGUUUAAGAAUAAAAAAAAUAAUAAAUAGGUAAAUAUUCACUCCCCUCCCCAAAAAAUAGGGGAAAAAAACAAACAAGAAGAACAACAAGAAACAAUAAAACUUUAAAACCACUUAGCUGUGUGGCUGUGUCGCUCUGUCUCUGUGUGAUUGUGUGGCUGUGUCUCUGUGUGGCUGUGUCACUGUGUGGCUGUGUCUCUGUGUUGCUGUGUCUCUGUGUGGCUGUGUGGAUGUGUCUCUGUGUGGCUAUGUCACUAUGUGGCUGUGUCUCUGUGUGGCUGUGUCACUGUGUUACUGUGUGGAUGUGUGGGUGUGUCUCUGUGGGGCUUUGGGGCUGUGUCGCUGUGUUGCUGUGUCGCUGUGAGGCUGUGUCGCUGUAAGGCUCUGUGGCUGUUUGGCUGUGUGGCUGUUUGGCUGUGUGGCUAGUCACUGUGUGUCUGUGUGGCUGUGUGACUGUGUGGCUGUGUCACUGUGUGGCUCUGUCGCUUUGUGAUUGUCAAUGUGUGGCUGUGUCGCUGUGUGACUGUUUCGCUGUGUCACUGUGUGGCUGUCUCGCUGGGUGUCUGUGUGACUGAGUCGCUGUGUGUCUGUGUGGCUGUGUCGCUUAGAGGCUGUGUCGCUGUAUGUCUGUGUGGCUGUGUCGCUGUGUGGCUGUUUCGCUGUGUGGCUGUGACUCUCUGUGGCUGUGUCACUGUGUGCUGUGUCACUGUGUGGCUGUGUCUCUGUGUGGUUGUUUCUCUGUGUGGCUGUGCCUCUGUGUGGCUGUGCCUCUGUGUGGCUGUGCCUCUGUGUGGCUGUGCCUCUGUGUGGCUGUGUCUCUGUGUGACUGAUUGGCUAUGUCUCUGUGUGGCUUUCUCUGUGUGGCUGUCUCUGUGUGGCUGUGUAUGUGUGUCGCUGUGUGGAUGUGUCACUGUAUGUCUGUGUGGCUGUGUCUCUGUUCUGUGUGGCGGUGUCUCUGUGUGGCUUUGUUUCUGUGUGGCUGUGUCUCUGUGUGGAUGUGUCUCUUUUUGGCUGUGUCUCUGUGUGGCUGUAUCUCAGUGUGGCUGUGUCUCUUUGUGGCUGUGUCUAUGUGUGGCUGUCUUGCUAUUUCACUGUGCGGCUGUGUCUCUGUGUGACCGUGGCUCUGUUGUUGUGUCUAUGUGUGGCUGUGUCUCUGUGUUGAUGUGCCUCAGUGUCACUGUGUCCCUUUGUCUCUGUGUGGGUUUGCAUCUGUGUGCCUGUGUCUUUGUGUGGCUGUGUCUCUGUGUGGCAAUGUUACUGUGUGGCUGUGUUGCUGUGUUGCUGUGUCGCUGUGUGGCUGUGUCGCUGUGUGGCUUUGUCACUGUGUGAAUUUUUCUAUGUGUGGCUGUGUCUCUGUGUCACUGUGAGGCUGUGUGGCUGUGUGUAUGUGUGGCUUUUUCUCCAUGUCGCUGUGUGCUGUGUCUCUGUGUGGCUGUGUCUCUGUGUGGCUGUGUCACAGAGUGGCUGUGUCUCUGUCUGGCUGUGUCGCUUAGAGACUGUGUCGCUGUAUCUCUAUGUUGCUGUGUCUCUGUGUGGCUUUAUCUCUGUGUGGCUGUGUCUUUUUGUGGCUAUAUCUCUGUCUGGAUGUGUCUCUGUGGGGCUGUGUCUCUAUGUGGCUCUGUCGCUGUGUGGCUGUGUGGCUGUGUCUCCAUGUCGCUGUAUCUCUUUGUGGCUUUGCCUGUGUGGAUGUGUCUCUGUGUUACUGUGUCUCUGUGUGGCUUUGUCACUGUGUGGGUGUGUGGCAGUGUGGCUGUGUCUCUGUGUUGCUGUGUCUCUGUGUCACUGUUUGGAGGUGUCACUGUAUGUUUGUGUGGCUGAGUCUCUGUGUAGCUUUGUCUCUGUGUCCCUGUGGGGAUGUGUCUGUGUCGCUGUGUGUCUGUGUGGCUGUUCUCCGUGUCGCUGUGUCUCUGUGUGGCUUUACCUCUGUGUGACUGUGUCUCUGUGUGGCUGUGUUUCUGUGUGGCUGUGUCUCUGUGCGGCUGUGUCACUGUGUGGCUAUGUCACUGUGUCGCUGUGUGAAUUUGUCUCUGUGUCACUGUGAGGCUGUGUGGCUGUGUCUCUGUGUGGCUGUGUCUCUGUGUGGCUGUGUCACUGUGUGGCUGUGUCUCUGUGUUGCUGUGUGGAUGUGUCUCUGUGUGGCUCUGUCGCUGUGUGAUUGUCAAUGUGUGGCUGUGUCGCUGUGUGGCUGUUUGGCUGUGUCACUGUGUAGCUGUGUCGCUGGGUGUCUAAGUGACUGAGUAGCUGUGUGUCUGUGUGGCUGUGUCGCUUAGAGGCUGUGUCGCUGUAUGUCUGUGUGGCUAUAUCGCUGUGUGGCUGUUUCGCUGUUUGGCUGUGACUCUUUGUGGCUGUGUCACUGUGUGCUGUGUCACUGUGUGCUGUGUCACUGUGUGGCUGUGUCUCUGUGUGGCUGUUUCUCUGUGUGGCUGUGACACUGCAAGGCUGUGUGGCUGUGCCUCUGUGUAACUGUGCCUCUGUGUGGCUGUGUCUCUGUUUGACUGAGUGGCUAUGUCUCUGUGUGGCUGUCUCUGUGUGGCUGUCUCUGUGUGUCGCUGUGUGGAUGUGUCACUAUAUGUCUGUGUGGCUGUGUCUCUGUUCUGUGUGGCGGUGUCUCUGUGUGGCUUUGUUUGUCUGUGGCUGUUUCUCUGUGUGGAUGUGUCUCUUUUUGGCUGUGUCUCUGUGUGGCUGUGUCUCAGUGUGGCUGUGUCUCUUUGUGGCUGUGUCUAUGUGUGGCUGUCUUGGUAUUUCACUGUGCGGCUGUGUCUUCGUGUGACCGUGUCUCUUUGUGGCAGUGACUAUGUGUGGCUGUGUCUCUGUGGGGCUUUUUGCUGUGUGGCGGUGUCUCUGUAUGGCUGUGUCUCUACGUGGCUCUGUUUCUGUGUGGCUGUGUCGCUGUGUGGCUUUGACUCAUUGUGGCUGUGACUAUACGUUACUGUGUCUCUGUGUGUCUGUGUCACUGUGUGGUUGUGUCUCAGUGUGGCUGUGUAGCUGUGUCUCAGUGUGGCUGUGUCUCAGUGUGGUUGUGUCUCUGUGGGUCUGUGUAUCAGUGUGGAUGUGUCUCUGUGUGGUUGUGUCGCUCUGUGGCUGUGUCGCUGUGUGGCUGUGUCUCUGUGUGAAUUUGUCUAUGUGUGGCUGUGUCUCUGUGUGGCUGUAUUUCUGUGCUGCUUUGUUUCUGUGUGGCUGUGUGGCUGUGUCUAUAAGUUGUGUGUCGCUGUGUUGCUGUGUCUCUGUGCAGCUGUGUGUCUGUGUUGCUCUCUGGCAGUGUCUCUAUGUUGCUGUGUCUCAGUGUGUCUGUGUUGCUGUGUCUCCGUGUGGCUGUGUCUCUGUGUGGCUGUGUCUCUGUGUGGCUGUGUCUCUGUGUGGAUGUGUCUCUGUGUGACUGUGUCUCUGUGUUGCUGUGUGGCUCUGUCGUUGUGUCUAUGUGUGGCUGUGUCUCUGUGUUGAUGUGCCUCAGUGUCCCUUUGUGAAUGUGUCUCUGUGUUGCUGUUUCUCUGUGUGGCUGUGUCUCCGUGUCGCUGUUUCUCUGUGUGGGUUUGCAUCUGUGUGCCUGUGUCUUUGUGUGGCUGUGUCUCUGUGUGGCAAUGUUACUGUGUGGCUGUGUCGCUGUGUGGCUGUGUCGCUGUGUGGCUUUGUCACUGUGUGAAUUUUUCUAUGUGUGGCUGUGUCUCUGUGUCACUGUGAGGCUGGUAGGCUGCGUGUCUGUGUGGCUUUUUCUCCAUGUCGCUGUGUGCUGUGUCUCUGUGUCGCUGUGUCUCUGUGUGGCUGUGUCUCUGUGUGGCUUUGUCUCUGUGUGGCUGUGUCACAGAGUGGAUGUGUCUCUGUCUGGCUGUGUCGCUUAGAGGCUGUGUCGCUGUACCUCUGUGUGGCUGUGUCUCUGUGUGGCUUUGUCUCUGUGUGGCUUUGUCUCUGUGUGGCUUUGUCUCUGUGUGGCUUUGUCUCUGUGUGGCUGUGUCUCUUUGUGGCUAUAUCUCUGUCUGGAUGUGUCUCUGUGGGGCUGUGUCUCUAUGUGGCUCUGUCGCUGUGUGGCUGUGUGGCUGUGUCUCCAUGUCGCUGUGUCUCUUUGUGGCUUUGCCUGUGUGUGGCUGUGUCUCUGUGUUACUGUGUCUCUGUGUGGCUUUGUCACUGUGUGGCUGUGUGGCAGUGUGGCUGUGUCUCUGUGUUGCUGUGUCUCUGUGUCGCUGUUUGGAUGUGUCACUGUAUGUUUGUGUGGCUGUGUCUCUGUGUAGCUUUGUCUCUGUGUCCCUGUGGGGCUGUGUGUCUGUGUCGCUGUGUGUCUGUGUGGCUGUGUCUCCGUGUCGCUGUGUCUCCGUGUGGCUUUACCUCUGUGUGACUGUGUCUCUGUGUGGCUGUGUCUCUGUGCGGCUGUGUCACUGUGUGGCUAUGUCACUGUGUCGCUGUGUGAAUUUGUCUCUGUUUCGCUGUGUGGCUGUGUGGCUUUGUGAAUGUUUCUCUGUGUGGCGUUGUUCAUUUGAAGCUGUGAGGCUGUGUGGUUGUUUAGCUGUGAUCAGUGGAAGGAUAAAUAAUUCGUUCCGUCCAUUCGAAUAUCAUAUAACAUUGGUAGAUCACUUUUCUUUAUUAGCACCAGGUUCACAAGAACAAACAUUGUUGUUCUAGAAAUGCCUAAGUCGAGGCAAUUAAGGAAUACACUGUUUUUUUAAAUAACUGCUUUCUUAGACUUAGUUAGUAAAUCUUAAGUCUGAGAACAUUGGCUGACUUUAACUUAACUUGAAUUUCAAUUAUCACGCUUGGUGUCUUUUGACCUCUUUAAAAAAUGUUCAAUCAUACUGAGCAGAAAUUAUUGUCAACACAAAUCUCGAGGCUCUUCAAUUCUAAUUUUGUGGGUUUAUUUUUAAAGAAGUAUUGUUAGCAGCAUGUCCCCAUUGUUGUUGUGAGCAGUAUUGUUAGCAUCAUGUCCCCAUUGUUGUUGUGAGAAGUAUUGUUUGCACCAUUGCCAUACUGCUGUUUAAAAUGUAUUUGUUUUUGACAACCUACUAUAGGUGUCCAUCUGAUCUGGCCAGUGUCACCACCUACCCCAUCAGCGAUACCACUGAAGGUUUUCGAUUCAGAGCUUUCAAAUUCUUCGGCUACUCCUCUGUCUACGUGACGUGUCACCUGCGUGUCUGUUUAUCGUCAGAUCCCAAGCCCCUGUGUGAUAGGUGAGAGUUUUCAAAUAUAGGUUAAUAAUUUUAUAUAUAAAUAUGGUUUCAAAUAGAAAAACAUGGACAGCGAAAGUAUGUUGUUUUUAAAAUUGAAAGACAACAUACUAUAUUUUAGACGCCUUGUCUCCAUAAAUCUCAGGCUUCUGUUAUCAAGUAUUAUUUAAAAUGUGUAAUACUAAACUAUUAAAACUUAUCUUAGUGACUUAAAUUCGUAAUAAUAUUUAAAAAUCGCAGAAAUUCAUCUAUGAUAACAUCAAUUAUUUUUUUAAACUCUCUAGAUCCUGUUUUAAAGAUAACAUAAUUGGACGCAAGAGGCGUAACUUGGCUGAUGAAGUCACCGGACUGGACACAGUUGUCUCCCAAACUCUACUGAUCACCGACCCCAAGCAGCCCCCAGUAAACGCACUUCCAGCCCAGUCACACGAAGACAGAACCGUUGAAAGGAUUAAUCCACGUUUUCUUAAGCCUUCAUAUCAAGGCUGACCUUGAUAUUUAUAACUAAUCAUUCUGGGAAUUUGCGAGAUCGGAACAUAAUUUGGCGUUUAACAUCUUCUGAUCUUUUCGUUGUAAUGUGACGCUACAGAUUCGUUUAAUAACUUUAUGAUUUAAAUUGUUAUAAAAACUGAAAUAAAAGAUAAUACCAUUUAAA
Molecule: messenger RNA, 45360 nt
Organism: Lymnaea stagnalis (great pond snail)
Lineage: Eukaryota; Metazoa; Mollusca; Gastropoda; Lymnaeidae
Source: the annotation of a GenBank genome assembly